AUGUCUGAUAUUUUUGAUGUACCACAGAUACAACGAUGUGCCUCACCGACCGGUGAUUGUGGAACGAAUGACGCUCGACACACUUUAUUGCGAGGUGACGAAAUUUGUUCCUUUUUGAAGAGACAUAUAGAAACCUACACAAUAAAUGGUGUAAAUGACUGUGAUCGCUCUGAGUUGUUCGGUGGUCCCAGCAGUUUAAUUUUGGAUUCUUUUGAGCAAACGACAAGCCAGUCAAGCGUGUUGAGUCGGCAAACGGAUGAACCGGCUGAGACCUCAGUUUCGGGAGAUAAUCUGACUUUUCUUGGCCAUAGACAUGACACAAUCACCGAGGAAGAUUGGGGCAAGUUCCACAUCUCUUCUAAUAAGGGGAGACAAUUUGACUUCCUUUUCUCUCAUUCGCACAACCGAACACAUGAGUUCUACUCAACGUAUUCGGCAUUUAGUGCAAAAUCUCUUAGACUAAUGCUUUUCUCCAUAGCCACCCAUAUCUUACGAAGUCAUUUGAAAAAUACGUGGUCAAAGCAAAUUAAACACUUCUCAAACUUAUUACUUUUAGUAUAAAUGACGAAUGGGAUUCGCUUAUUUUUGUAUGGUCGGUGUUCAAGUUUAUGCGGGUGUGUAUACACAUCCAACUAUUUCAUGCUUUCCUGAAAUAUAUUUGCAUGAAGCGCAUGUUAAAUAAUAAUUUGACUCUACAUCAGCCCGUUGCUUCGAGUGGGCUAUUUUUUCUCAAGAUUCGAUAAUCCAGUAUCUUCUUAAAGAAUAUCUGUAUUCUCCAAAACGUUGCCUGGUUGCAUCAUGAAUUGUUAACAUUGUUACAUUUUUUCUAUGUCAAGUCUUCAAAACGGUAUACGGUCUUUUUACUUCCAUCACUGAUCUCCAGCUUUUGAUAAAACGCGUGGUAUCUGAAUACUUUCCAUGCUUCGAAUUAAGAGGCCGUGGCCCCAACUAGCCACCCUGCGGGCUCCACCUAUGAGGGAGUUAUGUGCUAGCAGGGUAGUUUUAUUUUCCUGAGAACCAAGUUGUCUCUCAAGGAAAAGCCUUUGUAGGCCUUUACGAGUUUUCUAGAACAAGGUGUAAUAGGGUCAUCCUCACAAAAGUGUACGCGAAUAAAUAUCAGUUUGCAGAAAUACUCGUUAUGGUGGCCUUUCAAAACCAUGCAUCUAUUGGGAUGCCACUCCACAGAAGGCCCAAUAGUUUUUGGAAUGCUAUCCAAAAGGAAUAAAAUCAUGUUGGAGCCGAUCUCAGAUUAAGUUUCAAUUCAGCAUAUAAUAAGGCUUCUGGAAACAAGGUCCGUUGAGUGGAACAAGGACGACUGUCUUAAAUAUUGUGUAAUUCGGCUAUCUAAUUGGUUUCCUUUUGAAAACUCAACAGGGACCUUCCCUGCAAGAGGAUAUGGAUAUUCGGAACGGCACGUUGUGCAUCAAAGGUAACAAACAUCAUGCAGAGUGUACCACAAAAUGUUGUAAGGACAAUGUUUAAGUAAGCUUUAUAUGAGACGCAUGAACAGUUUACUAAUUUGUGAUGCAAUUCUUACUUAUAGCUAUUUUAAAUAAUCUUUUAGAUGACUACUUAAAUACGAAACCCUACAGGAAUGCAAUUCAAGAUUUUAGAAACUUCUGAUUUGCUUAUUUAAAGAGGGUUUGUGAAGUUUACGGUUGCAUUUUAUUAAGAACUGUCGGUGCGGUGGAAAGCGAGCUGGAAAACUGCGGGCCAACUCUCCUGGACUUGCAAGUCCCAAAGUUAAAACGUAAUUUGCUGCUGCAGGAUCUCGCGGUUACGGUGAGCUAUCUAUAAGGACGUUUAUUAUUUGAUUUUAGUCGAAGUCAGUUUCCAGACCCCAGUGCCUCAGUAUUAGCAUGUCAAUGUAUUCUCGAUGCUCAUUAAAUUCGCUCCAAGGCACGCAUUUUCUUUCUUUGAUGUCUUCUUAUGUAAAAUGUCUUCCAUAAUUCUUGCCAGAAUGCUUCACAUUAAAAAAGCACAUUUUCUGAAAGGUCUGAUUUUGUUUACGUCGAAAAAUUGUCCGUUCUGAAUGGAGUUUCAAAGCUGAUUGACUGGUUAAGUUAAUCGACCUAUCAGGAGGAUUGGGAAAAAAGUUUACUGAACGUGAUUUACACAUUAAAGAGUAUACUUAGGGCUAGCACGUCAUUUUUUUUGCCAUGACAACGAUGAUCAAUGCUGAGCGAGUAAUUUCCCCGCUCCGGGCAUUUUCGUUGACGGGAGACAAUUCUACCUCUGAAUAAAAGGUUGCUGCAAUUCUAAUCUCAAUAAGAGUCUCGCCACUUUUUUGAUAGUUUAGCUCUAUCGCAAAAUUCUGGGCGCGCAAGGAUAUCACUUUGCAAGAAAACUAUUUGCUGAAGAGCUUCAUGAUUUUGUCCAGGAAAAGUAAUCUGAUCGUUGCAUCACUUCUAGAUUAUCAAUUGCUUUUUCUUCACUAACAUCACCGUUUUAGCUCAUUGGGCUGUGUAUACCAUUUUCAGUCAUUAGGGGAUUGUGAGCAGGGUUUAAUCGUAUUGGUACAACUUUGUAAUAUUUUUUUUGGAGUCUGUCGUAGUGUUGUUUCACAAAUUUUCACUACUUACUUUCGCGGUAUGAUACUUUUGGGACUCUGUAUGUCAGGCCGGGCACACUGCAUUGUUUUGUAUACCAAUAAAACGAUAAUCAUUUUGUUAAAACGGUUUUUUUUCUGCCGGUUUGCAUAUAACUUACUGUAAUUAGCGCUGAUAGACAGCGUCGCGCUGAAUAAUGGAGGAAUUUUUAACUGGACACACAUUACAUAUUGAAGAUCUGCCUGGUACGGAUAUGUCUGAUUCAUUAAUGAAUAGUAGUCGUUUCGGGAAAGAAUCAAAGCCAAACAGCUUCUGUUCACUGGCAGCGAUUUGAGUAAAGGCCCAACAGUUAAGAACCACAAACACUCGAGGCGUUAUCUGCGAUAAAGUUCUGUAUGCCGAUUUUGCAUCCGUUUUUUAUGUUUAGGGUCUAAAAGUAGCUUUAUCAAGCGAGAAGGCCUCAUUGGGGCAGUUUAGUUAUACUCAUAAAUUUUUCAGUUGUUAACACCAGUCUAUUGUCUGAGAAAAAGACAUUGAACUUUGAUCCUCUCAAUAGGCUGUUAGGAGCAGGGACGCCUUUUAUCGAUUUUUAUUCAUAGAAUUGGAUUGUACUGACGUACGAUUUUAAAAGCAACUUCGUCUUUACGCAAAAACGAAGAUCGGAUAGAUGUGUAGUCAUCGUAGGAAAGUAAAAGCACAGAAAUGACUAUUAAGUCCUACCAAAUCUCACGCCAGAAGAGGGUUCGAAUUUCCUGUGUUUUUUUUCUUCCUGUGGUUAUCUUAACCUAUCGCGGUCCAUCAUCUUAACCCGAGGUCCUCUUGAUGAGCCGUAGUUGCUACUUUGUCGAACACUUCAUGUUUAUUUGAUUAGUUCACUCGCAUUUUAAUGUUUUCCUAUGUGAAAAGGAUUCUGGAUUUGCCGGCUGUAAUUCUGUGGAUCCUCCCAGUUUGUCAUCGAUUUCUUGUCCAAUUGAGUCCCCGACAUACGUAAUCUCCCCAAGACAAUUAAGUGAAGGUGCGAGCACUGGAGAGCAAUCGGACAAUAAAUCGCCAUCGCUGCUCAAAGCAACUGAACUCCAUCAACAACUGACGAGACUGCGCGCAUUAUUUGACACUCUGCAGUAUGAACGACAGGAUUUGGAAAGUCAACUCGAACGAACCAGAGUGUAGGCCUUUUCGCUUUUGACCCAUGUCAUCAUCUAAUUUUUUUCAAAUGCCUUCCUAAUCGACCGCCUUUAAGUGAUGAUAGCGAAUUAACAUGAGACAUGAAUUGGCCGACACAAGCUCCUGAGCCCCCAGCCCAGGUUGCGCUUUGGUUGGAAAUUUCUCGGAGACUUCAGUUUUCCGCAUUGGUUGACCAUAAGUUCUUGAAUACCAUGCCGAAAGCUGUUUUGAAUUUCGAUAUUCCGCAGACUGUGCAAUCUAGGGGGGCUCGAAGUCAUGUGACUCACGUUCUUUCUCCAGCCUUCAGUCAUCGUGCUCUUAGUGCACACAAAUGACUAACCUGGUCUACAUGUUAUUUAACUGCGACCCGAGAGAUAAAAAUAAAAAAACCAGUACAUACACGCAUAGGAUGCCACCAUGCCAACUUCAUAUAGAUCGGUUAUAGAUCGCAUUUAACUUUUUUUCGAAAUUGAAAGGAAUAGCAAAACUACAUUUAAACAGCAGAGCAAAUUUCACAGUUGGCCAUUAUUACAGUAAACAGUCAUCCAGCUAGUGAUCGCUCUCCACAAACGCAAUGUUGUAAUGACUCUACAUUGUGCUGAUUUACAUAUCGUUCUAUCUCCGAGGCGGUGUUCGCGAAGUUGCUCGAAGUUCGCGUUUGCGUGUGUGUGAAUAGCCUUUUGUGGAAAAAAUUUCGCUUUAAUUUAAAAGCCCUCUUUAGGAAGGCUCAACGAUAAGUCACAUGAUGUCUGGUGAUGACCGUAGGAGGAACUAAUGUGCAACCGAAGCGUUAGUGCCAGUGUGAGCAUCUUUAAACGACAAGUCUUUUGAGUUUCCUGGCAGAUUACAUCGAAGUAAUAACAUUAAACCAGGUGCGUAUUUUGGCUGGUAUUUGCGCUAUCAAUUCUUUCAAAUACUACCGGGUGUUUCAUAUGAAAUGUUUGCCUUCGGUUCAGUUUGUAGCUUAUUGAUUGGGGUUACGGAAACGAUCAACAGAGAAGGGACUUCCAAGGCACUUCUUGCACAGUAACGUGCUGUCUUCUGUUGCAGCAUUUUCAGAUUCAGGCAGAAUGAUAUUACCGACAAAGACAAUAGGAAUAUCGGUAAUACCAUUCCACCUAUAUCAUGCGCCGCUGUGCGGCUGCUGGUUGGGCUCGAGAGAGAGAGUCCAUAAGGCACAACGGAACGAGUGAGUUCCGUAAGAACGAUCGGUGAGCGCCCCCUACCAUUUUCAGAUUCGCCUGUAUAGAUCAAGCCUACAAAACACUGGCUACUUAGUCAGUACCCGUGCAAAUUAACUCAUAUUUUAUGGAAAAAAUGCCUAAGAAAGUCAUUUAUCUUAUAAAGUUUGAUAAGACACAGAAAUAGGUGCCCCCACCCUUAGACGGGUGGCCUGGCGCCGAAUUCCGGGAAAAGGACCUAUUCCCGUGUCUCAGCCCUGAAACUGGCCCCGACCCAGACCUUAACCCUAACCCUUAUCUUCCUGGAAUUCAACGCAAGGCCACCUAUGUUAUGGGGGGUUCCUAUUCCGUUGUGACAGCCACAAUUUAUGGGAGGUUACCUCUUUUUCAUUUUGAAUACUUGAGGAAAAGAAACAUUUGCGGUUUUAAAAACGUUGAAAUUCUGAAGACGCGCGCUUUAGUAUUCAUGUAGUCAGCUGUCAUCGAAUUCGCUAAUGCUACUCACAACGUGUGCAGUGAGAUUCAUAUCUACUAUGAUAUUAUAUAGACGUUAUAACGUCUCUUUAUGUGGACACAUAGGGUCGUUUAUAAAAGAAUAGGCGCACACCGACCAAACUGGUUUCCAAAACAAACGGAACGUGAACAGCUGGCCGAGGCCGCGACCAGUCAACCACUUACCAGACUCAUCGGGUGUCUAGAACCCAUCUGAUUGACUCGUUUGUGUGUUAACCGCGGUGUGUGCCGACACUUCAUUGUGAUUCCGGUCCUAAAUGAUGCUUGAAUUUAUGGUUAACUGACUAAAGGCAGAAUAUGCCCGGAACAGCUUCCCUCCUGACACCCUUACUCUAAGCAGGACUAUGUUAGGUUUUUUUCUCAAAAAAUUCCUCUCGUGAACAUUUAAAGCGUUAAUAUCAGGUUAAAACGCAAAUUUUUAUUUCAACUAUACGAGUACUCAAGACUAUUUUAAAAAUGGAAUGCCCUCUUCAAGUAGAAAUUCUAAAAAUCACAACCUUCUAUGAUAGAAAUAUAAAAACUCACUUUUCACGAAACAUUUCUUUUGAAUAUUCUUAAAGCGAUAUAGGCAUUGAAAGUCAAUGCCAAACAUGCACCCUAAGAGGGCAAAAAUUUCCAACGUAGUUUCUGACAGUGACUGGGAGGAUGUCCAGUUAAAAGUCAACAUGCAAAUCUGUAAAAAUUAGCUUGGGGUUUUGUGCUAUGCUAACCAGCCGAAUCCAUCAACUAAUGUGAAGAAACCUAAAUUUUCUAGGCUCAUCGGGCUAAGAAAACGACCCUCAUAGACAAUUCUACAAAAUUUGAAAAACUUAACCGAAAAUUUGACAUGAAUGUUUUGAUCAGGUCACGCACUCUUGAGCUUUUGCGGCGACCAUAUAACACUGACUUUAUCAGUGCAGCUCAAAUAAAAAAAAACAGAUUUUACUGGUUCUACGUUCCAGUCCAUGCACAUUGCACCGGCGAAGUUAGAUGCGCAGUUACGCUCUCUCCCUCCAUCCAACUUUUUAUCUCUCUCUCCCUCUUUCUCUCUCUCUCCCUUUGUCUCAAAUAGGCUUAUCCUCUUCCUCUGGCCCUGCUACUUUUCCACUUUCUCUUUCCCCAUCUCAUCCAUAAGUUUUGGCUUCCACCCCCAUCUUCGAUAGUAGUUGGAGCUUCUGUUUCAACCUCGUUUCUUCCCGUAGGGUUAAAGAUGUUUCGCUCGUGAGUUUGAGUAGUUCUCUAAUUGUUUUUUUUUCGUGCUUAUGUACUAGUCAAUAGUAAUCCGCCCAUCAAACUUAAUAUGGCGUAGGAGCUCUAAAGUUUACUCCUUAUCUUCCCUAUUAAUCUCACUCCUGUCUCUCACUUGCAGUUGGGCUGUCGUGCUUGAUGUUGGUGCUCUUUGAACUGGAGAUUUCAUUUGUAAACUACAGUGUUUCGCCUACUGUAUUGAACUAGAUCAUUUGCAUAGAACAGUAGUGCUAUAUAUCUGCCUAGUGUCACCAAAUAAUUUGCAUUUGGCCGGGUGGUAUUAGGAACAUACUGGGGAGAUUUCAGUGGCAAUUUUCUGAACUUAUUAAUGCCGUCGGUUGGCCAUACUUCGACAUCUACCCACCAUGACCCGAGGUUUGAAUACAAGUCCAGUUAGGUAUUACGAAGACACAAUAUUAUUGCGCUAGGUGUCCACAUCUUGUAGACCACAGUUAGAAAUAUGCGAAGUGGCGUUGGAUUACGACACACCGGUCUACCCCGAUUGCUGGGCAGAGGGCCUGUCUUGGUUUUGCACUCAGGAUAGAUUGUUAGACGCCAGUUGCAUACGCCUGCCCUUUAUUCAAAGUCAUUUUGAACUUGCGCCAGUCUGCGCGUUCGGUUGACACAGAGGAUACAUUAUAACCUGCAGCAAAUUAAAUUGAUCCACAUACUGAUCCUUUACUUUUUAAAAACCGUUAGCUAUUCUGCCUUUAUCCUUUUACUAAAAGGCUCAAGGAGAACCUGUUGGAUAGGACGCUGGAAGCGAAGCCUUCAAACGACUCUGCGGUAAGUGGUUCUCAUUCAUUUUUCACUGCCACUUUUUAUGGAAGUUGUUCCACCUUUCUGUCCAGGAAAUGUUCACGUAAAGCUGCAUUUUCUGCAGAGUAAGCUGACUCCGAGUUUAUAGAAUCCAAGUACUCUUAUCAACUGUACGUGUAUCCCGGUUUGAAAGCUCAAAACCGACACAUGAAGUGCGACCUGCUCACUGUCAAUGUCUUUUGAUCAGGUUUGCACCGUACAUAUCUUGUUGGAACGCGAUUCUUCUAUGCAGAUGGAGCCUGUAAACUCCGAAGUAAUGGAGCAAAAACCCCGGAGCAAUCGAUUUUUUGCUGUUUUGAUGAUGCAAACGGGCCUCAACACGAGAGAGAGAGAGACGAUUUCAUUCGUUCGCGCCAACCACUGUAAGCCUUUCAGAUGGGCAGCAACUUCUUAGUCAGGACCUAACACAGGGACACCGAAUAAAAUCGGCUCUUCACCAACGUGCGCUCGCGUCGUCGGGUUGUGUGUGUGUGUGUGACCAUUCAGAUGUUGCGCACUUACCUUUAAACCGACUCCACUUGUGUUGCCCGCAGUGUUACCCUUAACACAUUUUUCGGUCGUUGCCAGACCACAGCAUCAAUUAGGAAGUAGAACACAGGCAUAUUUUAUGCUUCUUUUCCGACAAGAGCCAAAACUGAAAAAAUUUAGAGUAUAAAAUGUCUUGUACGCUCUCGCAGCUCAUAGGUUAAACCGCCUAAAUCGGCGCGAACAAGUAUUAUAGGUAGUUUACUCGACGCGAAGCUAGCCAACUCGUACCGUGAAUCUGCCGUGUUUGAGCCAAUGAAACUGGAAACUGUGCUUGAGCAGUGCUGAGCACCACGAAUGAAGUGUAGUAGGACGUCGCCUGUCGAAGUCCGGCAGUUUGGCAGCCCUCUUAGUUCGGCAGUGGCCUUGCCUUAAGCUUCAGCAUACGCACUUAUUCCUACCUAUAGAAAUGGAGACCAGACAAGGUCGGAACUGGACUUGCACUGACACGCAGUAGGCGGCGUAACGCGCGGUGCAUUCUGAGAUUCAUAGAAAUUUUAAAUAAUUCAUAAACGCAGCCCAAAACUCAAAACACCAACGUCCCCAACUAAAAGUGCGGUAAAAGUCCGCUAAAGAAACUAUUAAGCUUAUAGAGAUUAGAAAUUUUAAUGGAAAACUGGGAACUCUGAAACUAAAUACGGCUCGGGUAAUUAAUUGGGCUGCAAGUCAGACAUUUCAGGACGUGAUCAGAUACAAUAUGAGUAGAUAAGGGGUGCUGUUAGUAAAAAAAAAUAGAAAAUGAAACAUCACCGUUUCGUGGCUUACUGUACUGGCAUGGAAGUAGAUAGACUGUGGGUUAGAGUCUCCAGUGAAAUCUUGAAAAAUAUUUUUCAAAACACAUAGUCUCUUUUCAGAUAGAUGUUCUUUCUUGCAUCGCGUAAGUCAUUUUCUGCAUGAACGAAGAUAUUUUCAGCGUAAUAGCAUUACCGACCAGUUAUCGGACUACAAAUUGCGCAAGUGAGGUUGCAUGGGGAAACAGCGACCACUAAUUAAAAAGUUGGAAUAAAAUAAACAAACGUGCUGAUGGACCUACUGUUCUCUUUGUUGAGCUGUUUUUUCUCUCUGGCGAGAGGCUGUUGAGCCUCAGAACCUCCUCGAAAUGUGGGGGAGCAGUCCUGUUUACAGUUUCCCUUGUCCGUUUUCGGCAAAAAAUGGUUUCUGUAUGUUAUGUGUACAAUCUUCCUAAUACACAGUUUGAUGCUUUAUUUCGUGAGGCUUUUGCCAGGGACUUUCGCGUCGGGAUCAUAAACGUUUUGGCAAAACUGGCAUGCUUAAGAAUUCAUUUUUAACAUCUUGGUUCUAAAAGAUGGCAGAGUAGGUUUUAGAAACCCGGUUGGAUUUCUUGAGAAACUCUGAAUCGCCAUUCGAAGUAUUCAGUCACACAAUGAUGGUGUCGCCAAUGGAGCAUAAAUACGCUGACCAUGCUAAAAGUAAGAUUCUCGAAGAACAUAAAGAGGCGGCCCCAUUUCUUUUACCGAACCGGGGAUUAGGUCUUGCAAUGCCUGAAUUCGAGCUUCUGCUUCCACUGCCUUCAGUCGUUUGAGAGGAAUCGUUCAGACCGGAAUGUUUACCUUUUGUAUGCAAACUUACAUUCAUGAACACAAAACAACUUGCCGUGGCUGUAAAAUAACUUUGUUUAUAUUCGUAACGCUGGCAGUCCAUUUUGCCAGUGUAUAUGGCUUACCGUUAAAUAGCUAACCUCUCACUGGCUAAUGUUUAGUAGGUUGUUCUUAAGGAGAGGAGAACUGAAUUAUCACUUGCUUCCUAGAGAACAAAGUCUUCUUGUUUGAGACGUUGAGUCACUUCACGAGCAGUAAUUGUUUCUCCUGACUUCCUCCCGCUCUCACGACCGCACUCCGUCCCGGUUUGCUCGACAACCACUGAUCAACAGCCAUCUGUGUUAUUAACGGAGAAGAGAAUGUUACGUAUUCUCUCCGUCCGUAAACGCACGUAAGGAUUUCGGCUAGUGUUAAAUGAACCUCGGCUUCUGUUAUUCAGCUCUUCAGUUGGCUCACACAUUAUGAUUUCAUCAUUUCACAUCGUCUCCGAAUCAAACUUUACUAGACCGGCCCAUUAAUUUGCCUAUAUUUCUCUGUUUGUCUCAGUAAUUGUGGAAAGAACCUCCCGAAUAUCGAUUUCUUAAGGGAUACGACACCAAUGUGUGCAUAUACGACCAAAAAAUGUCUGCAAUUUUGGCUUCCCAGAGUACAAAAUCACUGAAUUACCGUGAUAGGACUUGCAGCCAGGGAACUAUCUACAGUGAGUGACCAAUCUCAUGAAAUGUUGGCUGAAAUUCUGAAAUGCAUUUUCGAUUAAAAAGGAUUACUUAAGCGCGGUAGCAAAAUUGAUUAUCUUCCGGCAUACUCCUAUAAUAUUUCAAACUCGGCAAGACGUCAGCUUUUGAAUGCACUGCUUUUAAAUCUGCCGUAGAAACCGUAUUCGGUAAGAAGUGACUACUUAAAUAGCAUGCAUUUUUACAAUGUUUUUCGAUGGUCUUAAAAAUUCAAAUAUAUUUUAUAGAAACCCUGAACGAAAAUAUGCUUUCUUUCAGUUGUCUGAUAGAGGAUCACGUCAUCUUUAUAUUUUAUGCUCAAAGAAGGGGUAUAAUUAGGUUUUAAAAAGUUUCUAAUUAUGAGAUUUUUCAAAACCGUGCAAUGUCCGUUCAUACAGAAUCGUACCUGUCAGAUUACCAUUGCUCCUCAUGAAAUGUACAACACAAUCCACAUCCAUUGCAGAAUUUUAUGGAUCCUAUAUAGUAUCUUUUUAAAGGUUUGGAAGGAUAUGUGAUUUUCUUCACGGGGAACACAUGUACCUUGUAGACUGAAAUCACUAAGUGCUAAUGCAACGGCUGAUCAGGAUCCAAAUUAUUCGGGAAUGGGAAAAAAUUUUUAAAACCUAGGUAUACUCUUUCUUCGAUUAUAAAAUGUAAAGACAACGUGAUUUCUAUCAGACAACUGAAAGAAAGCAUAUUUUCGUUCGGUGUUUCUAUAAAAUAUAUUUGAAUUUUCAAGACCAUCGAGAAUCAUUGUAAAACAUUCAUGCUACUUAAGUAGUCAUACUUUACCGAGUACGAUUUCUACAGAAGAUUAACAUGUAAAGCCUUCAAAAGCUUACAUCCUGCCGAGUCCGAAUUAUAUUAGGACAAUGUCCCGUGAUAAUAAAUGUUUCAACCGCACCUAAGUAAACCUUCCUAAUCGAAAACACAUUUCAGAAUUUCAGCCAACAUUUCAUGAAAUCGGUCACUCGAAGUGAAGCGACCGGCAAACACCUACGUGGAAGACCGAUAAGAAGAAGCGGGCCGGAGGCAGACCAUUUCCGCCUCUCUCAGUCGGUCAUGCCUUCAACCAACGCUAUUAAAUGGGAUUAUGUCCGGAAAGCUUCAUUUAUAAUGGAAAGAAGUUAUCCCGAGUGAUGUAUUUAAGGAAUAGAAGACUUGUCUGGCCAGACGAGUAUUCUCCAACACCAACUGAUGUUGGGGAAUUUGGACCCUAGGCCACAUCUGGCCGCCCUGUUGGAGUAUGCCCUUAUGUUCGGUGCAGUCUAAUGAUGGACCGAGGUGACAACCGAAUUAGCAAGACAGCUGUGAGAGGUGGGGCUGUCGAAAGGUCAUUCCGUGAACUGCCGCCUACGCGAUUCGAUAUCACCAUAGGAAACAAAGUCCAAACCAAGGUGUAUCAAGAGACAUGCGACGCUCUGCCAUGUCAGUCAUUGCCUCCAGAUAAACGACCCGAGCCGCAAAUACAGAUAUUUGAUGCGAUAGAAAACUGAAGAACAUUGACGAGCCCGGUGGGGACUGUCCUUCUGUGGAAAUCUUUAAGUGUCUUUGGAAAGUGUCAGUUGAUUGGUUGCACUGCUCGUUGCCCAAAAUGUGAGUGACAGUGUCUUAGCCUGCCAUUCUGUCGUUGCACCGAUCUCCAGCAGGAGCGACAGAUCACUGCAGCCGAAUAAUUGAAGCCUAUGCCGGCAUAGAUGGCGGCAUAAAAUUCUUCAUUCUUGUCCUCAGUCGCUUCCCCCCGUUUAUCAACCUGCAAGUAAGAAUAAGUGCGUCUUUUGGCUGCAAACUGUGUACAGGAUCUCCCGUUGUUUGAUGGUUUGUAGCACAAAUACGCUCAAUAGUGGAGUCAGAAGUUUUCGGUGUAUCCUAGCAUGCAGCGCACACUAGCUUUCUUUGUUCGAUAUAAUUCUAACGUUCGGACAGCAGAGUUUUCAAGUUGAGUGAUUAUUUCCUAGAAAGAGUUCCCUUGGCCUCUAUUCAUUGUGCUAAUUACACUGAGAGAGUCGGUUAGCAUAACGUCGGGGUCACCAAUGGCCGACGUACGGCCGAUCACCACCGAGGGGCUCCCCAAGUCAAGGGUAGGGGCAGAUUUCUGCUUCCUCUGUCUUCUUACUGUGGCAACGGUUGUCCUACUAACUGUGUCCUUCUGGAUUUUUACUUCGGAAACGUGUCAUUGUUAAUCCACUCCACUUCAGCAAGUUUGUUAGACGGCAGUUGCAUUCAGCACAGUUUCAUGGAGCUACAGAUGGGAGCUAAUUAUCAGAUGGGGUCAAAGAUGUAGAUAUCACCACCUCAUGUGCAACAAGACUUUUGCUGGAAUUGUCAGUCUACUAAAGUGAGUUCCUCUGGGCAUCCUGCGCACCUCAAACGCAAACUGAAACUAUAUCCAUCAGUGGAACGGAUCAGACCAAGAACUGUUUCACUCCAACAAAUGACAGAAGGAAGCCGUACCUGACGCCUCCUCUGUUUGUAGAUCUGAUUCCCAUUUAUUUGUUUUUAGAAUCGAUCUGACGAGGGGGCCAGGUUAACAGAAUUGCGCUGCCUUCUUGGCACAGAGUCCGCCCGCACCUCAGACCUUCUGGCCAAAGUUACUUCACUGCGAAAACGCCUGGAACCGGACGACUUUAGAAGUAAAUUCAAACGGCUCCACGAUGAGGCUGCCGUUCGCUGCUGCGAUUAUGUUGAGCUGGGCCGCCAAUCCCACGAGGAACAGUUGGCCAUUCUUUCCGUCAUCACCGACGCUGCUGCAGUGAGUUCCUGGUACUGAGCGCUCGCCUGUCCUUUUCUUUACCAUGAGUGCACCUUCUAUCUCGUUCUCCCACCCACAGUGGAACGUCCCGCCAACUAGAGCGCAUGAAAUGCAUCCGCAGCUUAAGUCGUAUUACAGUGGGAAGCGCGAAGACCAAAACACAGUUCUUGACAUGAAUAAUUCUGGAAGUUCCAACGUUCCUUACUUAGAGUAGACAAUAGACGGAGAGUCGACCUAACGCCAACUGAAAAAAGAGGGGAAAGCCGAAACCUGUCUUGCAUUUAUUCGUUGCUUUAUUCCAGGAUUACUUCAUCCCUUCUUUAGAAGGUCGAGAACGAGAAGAUUGCUUUUGAGCAAACUAAAUCGUACUCCGGGCCGAUAGUAGAGAAUAUCGCCUGAGAGCAUUCCUUUUACGAGGAAGAAAACGUCCUGUCGAGUAAAGUCCGUCCAUUAAUUGCACUCUCUUGUGCCACAUCUUACUGAAACAUUGUAUUUAUGUAUUUUAUUCACCAUGACCCUCAGAACAGCAUGGAACUCCAACUGCGAUAUCGGACAUUAAUGUAUCCUAUAACUUUGAUCAAUGUUAGCAAACUGUGUAUCUGAACUACGCUAUCUGAGAUCCCUACCGACUGGAAAAACUGAGACCAAUGGAGCAUGAAGUAUGCGAGUGACAAUUUUUUAACGCAAUGGACUCAUAUUUUCCAAUCGGCGUGGCUGCAUACUCAUUCAUCGUGAACAUCUCAAGGUUUCUCCAGUUUCUUAGGUCACAGCUAAUUCUGCGUUGCGGUUUAUGGUGCACAGCUCCAUAGAAGUGGUAUGAAUCGCCUGGAUAAAUCGUUUCUUUGCGUGAAAAAGUGCGUCUCUUAUCGUGAAGUAAUUUUACGAGGCUGAGUUGUUGGCAGCGUCAUCUUUUGCCGAGGUGUUUGUAGAACUCUCGGGAAUUAUAAUUACCUUGACCAUAUUGGCAGCUUCAAGGUUCACAGCAGUAGCAAUUUCACUCAAUCAAAUUCAUCGGCGCACUCAAAGACCCCUAUUCUGGCCGAGCGUAUAAAAGUAGUGUGUUGGAAGAGGUCUGUCGGCGAAAAGUGGUUGAGCAGGCUAUCCAUCGUUGGCAGGGCGCGUUCAGAUCUGUCGACAGCUCUAACUGCUUUCGAAGAUCUACUGACUACCUUGUGGUCUACAGUCAAUAUCUUCGAAGGCUUUUACAGCCACUUGAUAAGUAGUCCCCCUUCAACUGCUUUCCUAAGAACUGAUUACCCAGCUACCCAGCCAAUCGUCGGAGUAAAUUCUCAUCUCACUUCCGACUUGCCGGCUGAAUGACAGUUUAUCGCUUUGAACUUCGAUUUUAUCCUGAGUGCCUUUCUCGUACAUCUAGACUUAUCUGCAUAUCUGGCGUGUAUAAGAAGGACUGGGUUCUCAAACAUAUCGUCAAAAAUACUGCUUCCACCUUCCGGAUUUCCCAAACACCUGUAUUCUGACCUUUAAUAUCUUGUUUGCAUUUAGUUGGUGCCUUGCACUUUUAUACUAAGCUCUUCCCUCCCCUCUCCUUAUAGCAGUGCGAAAGUUCGACUGAACCACCCUCUGUCAGUCUACAGACUCUUUUGGACGCGAAGGAAAAACUUUGUGAACUCUAUGCUACACAAAUCGAGACAGAUUCUGAGAAACUACGAGAGAGACGGAAGGGUUUGGAUUGUCAGGUACCUUUUCUCACUGGUGAAUACAUGCUAUGGUAAUUUUGGCGUCGCACCCAAUGAGAAUAGUGAGUUAGUCAUCUGAAGAGGUUUUCGUGUUGCUAACAUCCUCGCUUGUCAGUUGGAUGCAAAGUUUAGGGUUUUACCUGCACAUUCAUAGGCCUUACUAUCGAAGGCACCGUUUCCUUUAAAUAAGGAUAUAGGUGAAAAGUUUAAUAAGAUGGCAUAUGCCCACGUAGGAAGAAAUUUUAAAUUUGUUAUUUUGAUCAUUCGGGAGUUUCUUUUCUUGUAGUAUAAAUUUUUGUUACGUUUACAAAUGUCCGAAAUAAUAGCCUAAUGACGGUAAACGGUCGCUCCGUUACGCCCUUCACCUGCAAAAUAUUUAGGCGGGCAUUUUGAAACUUGGUCUCGUCGCACUUUGUGUGAUUUGACAGACACUUGGGCGUUAUUACAGUCAGUGACCGAUCUCACGAAGUGUCAGGCGAGAUUCCGAAAUGUGUUUUCGAUUUAGGAGAAUUACUUGAAUGAGGCUGUGAUACUGAUUAUCAUACAGCACAAUCAUGUGAUAUGCCAGACACGCCGGAAUGCUGGCUUUUGAAUGCACUUCUUUCCAGCUGUCCGUAAGAAUCACACUCGGCGAAAAGGACUACUCAAGUAGCAUGCACUUUUCUAUUUAUUUGAGAUGCAUUCAGAGGUCGAAGUAUACUUUAUAGAAAAUAUGCACAAAAUAUUCUUUCUUGCAGCCGAUUGGUGGAAAGUCACUUCCGCUUCAAAUUCCAUACUUAAAGGAAAGGCACAUUUCGGUUUUAAAAAGCGUUUCAGUUCCGGAAUAAUUUUGAUCUCGAUCUGCGGUUGCAUUUGCGUUUAAGGUUUUCAGUCUACAGGCUGUAUACUUUCUAUGUAAAGAAAAUCAUAUAUUCCAUCACGCCAUUAAGAAGAUACCAUAUAGCGCUCAUAAAAUAUUGUAAUGGGUAUAGACUUUGUCGCAUAGGAGAACAGUAACAAACGGACAGCUACGGUGCUACCUGAAUGGACACUACAGGGUCUUAAAAAUUGCAUAAUUGGGAACUCUUUUUGAAACCUAAGUAUAAAAUUCCUUUGAGCAUAAAAUUCGAAGAAGGCGUCAUUUGCUAACAAGAGCCUUCUUCGAAUUUUAUGCUCAAAGGAAGUUUAUACUUAGGUUUCAAAAAGAGUUCCUAAUUAUGCGAUUUUUAAGACCCUGAAGUGUCCAUUCAGGUAGCACCGCAUCUGUCCGUUUGUUAAUGUUCUCCUAUGCGACAAAGUCUAUGCCCAUUACAACACUUUAUGGGCGCAGUAUGGUAUCUCCUUAAUGGCGUGGUGGAAUAUAUGAUUUUCUUUAAGAGCACAAGCGAGGACAUUUGGAUUAUGCUUUCUAUAAAGUAUAUUUGGGUCUACAAGGGCGUAGAAAAUCAAUGGAGAGAUGCGUACUACCUAAGCAGUCAUUUUUUUUACCGAGUGCGGUCUUUACAGGCAGCCGGAAAGAAGUGCAUUCAAUAGCCAGCAUCCUGCCGUGUCUAAUUUAUCACGGGAUUAUCCCGCAUGAUACUCAAUCUUACAACCCCACUUAAGUAAUUCUUCCUAGUCGGGAACGCAAUUCAGAAUUUAGGUUAACAUUUAAUGAGAUCAAGCAAUGACUGUGUAUCCGAACUAUGCUAUCUGAGAUCCCUACUGGUUGAAAAAAAUGAGACCAAUGGAGGGAUCUGCGCAGCAUAUAUCCUUCAGGGCUUCAUCCUAAUCUAGGGCCAAAAAGAGAAUUUAUUGAAUAGUUAUUGUUCGAGGAAUAUGCGACUCCUUCUAUUAAAAACUCCUGGUUCAACCGAAUUCAUAAAAUCACGUAUGAUUAGGAAAAAAUGAGGAAGAUUUAUAGCAAUAUCCGGCGGUACAAAUCUCCUCUGGAAUAAAUAUUCAAUUUGGGUUCUUAGCCCCAUUUUACUGGCAUAUGACAACGGCAAUUGAUUGUUCCUGGCAGGUAGAAACAGAGCUGCUUCCGAAAAGCCGCUUCAUUAUUUUGUACGGACAGUCACUGUUUCGCAUUGCUGAAUGUCUCCAGCUUCCGACUGUGACGGGAACUAUUUUAAACGAAACUCUUAAAGGUACUUUCCGGGAUUUUGCCGACCAACGGUGCCCAUAAUUCAACCUCUCUGCCGCCCUAUCCUCAUCGGGGAACCCUAAAAAGCAGGCUUUAAGAUCUAAUCUUAUAAAGUUUUCUUGCAGAAGGCCGAGAUUGCAGUUACUUGUGAUGAGUUAGCACGCUAAUUUAAAGGAAGAGAAUAGAUGGUCUGAUGCUACCUUUGGUAGUAGUAGUAGUAGUAGUAGUAGUAGUAGUAGUAGUAGUAGUAGUAGUAGUACAUGGUCCACGAAAAUUUACAGUAAGCUGGUUACGGAACUUUCAGCUCAGACUUAAAAUGCUGCCUCAAAACCAGUUGAUGUAGCAUACCUACCGAUGUGCAUGCUUUUUUGAAAGUCUUUGCAGAAAUUGGAGAUACUCGAACGCGAUCACCACCCAAAAACUUAUCAGAACCACAAUUAUUCGACACGUCUGAAAGUUUUGAAGUUCGGUCUUGAAGAACGGCUUAGGUGAGCUCCCUUUCUGUGCUUUUACAAACAGAUAUUGUUGAGCACCACACAUGAACAUCAGCCCCAGUUAUUUUAUUAAAACUGUCUUUAGCAUACUUGUACACAUGUAAAUAGGCCAAAUGAAUCAUUCGGCAUGAUAAGCCUCUUCCUUCCUAAGUCAUGAGACCGAAGAAGUUCGCUGGCACGCGGUCAUAAUCUUUUUACUCGAGAUGACAUGCCGGUAGAAGCGAAUAGGUGAGUCCCAGGGAACAGUUCAGAAGAAGCGGACGCAAUAUUCGAAACGAGAAGUUUAUUGGCCUGACGUUUCGGAUUCUCACUCAAACUCAUCGUCAGAGACAGUCGCAGAUGGUGGGUUCGAGGGAGGAUCCGAGACGUCAGGUCAAUACACUUUUUGUUUCAGCGACCGCAUCUUCUUUUGAGACGAUAUGUCUUCAGGAGGUCAGGUUUUGGUUCUUUGACCGGUUCGAUUUUGGGUCAUUUUUCCUUGAGAAUUUUGUAGCCAGGGUCUCACUCGCCGUCUGUUCAUGUAGCAGCCAUCCUUUGCCAUUGGCUUUUGUUGACUGGCAAUUGUCUCCUUUAGACGCCCAAUUCCCACACACCGUUGUCCACUUUCUAGCUCGCGAAGUGUCGCUUGUGUGAAUGUCUCACCCCAUCAUCGACAACACUGGUUUGCACAUAAGGUUACAGAUGGACUCUUUUGUCUGAAAACUGCAUUACACUACAUUGCAUCACACAUGAUAUUCUACAGACCGCUUCUUUUUUCACAUGACCAGCGGGUUCUGUAGGUUACAUAUGUCGGGUGUGCAAAUAUGUUGUCAGUCUAUGACUGCCCCUACCUGAUGCCUCCCUGAAGGUCUUCAAUCCCUUCUGAAAAAUUUCUCACGUUCGGGGGUUUACCAAAUGCUAGUCCGGCCUUAGUGGCAGAUCCUCAUUUGGAGUUGGCAUCGCGCGUACUUUAUGCUCCAUUUGUGUAAAUCUACGCUCAUAAAUUGCCUCCUGACUUGUAAAAUACCCUCCGUCUGUCGUGCAAAUUCAUGUAGCAAUGAAAGCAACCCUCACAAGAUUUGAAGUUCCCAACACUUUAAAUUAAUCAGAAAAGUAUGGUAAAAUGCGCUGGAUUCCGACUAGUCGGCUUACACUGAUCCGAGAUACAUUGACCCGACGGGCCUAAUUGUCCGAAACGCAUGCAGAUCUAAAAUGCAUAUUGUAGCCAAUCAACAAAAGCUACUUAUCGAUCUGGGUCAGAGCUGCUGCCCUUCCUCCCAGCCUUAUCGAACGCCCGCCGCCGUACGCUCUAUUCUGCUUUGUCGGUCACAGGAUUGUACGUUAGGGCUCGCCUUAUGUUCGCGAGUUCCCAAAACUGGCUGAUCAACCAGACCUGAAGGCGCGCAUGGGUAGUGUAGACCAUCUGACUGAAUUUGCGGCCAGUAGGACGUGCCAUCUGUAUAAAAUGCAAACAAUCCUCUCAGCUUCACCCUAGUGACUUGGAAGAUCACCAUUGUACAUCCUCGAUCGCAACCGACAGGACAGCGGGCCCGUGGCUCAGUGGUUAGAGGCGUUGGACUUUUGACUAACAGGUCACGGGAUCGAGCCCCAGGUGUUCCACACUCCGGGGUUGGGUAUGACUGGCUGAGGACGGCUAAAAAGUCGGAAAUGGCCACUCCAGUUUCCCUUGUCUUUGCCGUCAAUAACAUUCUGCCCAUAUCAUGCGCCGCUGUGCGCCUGCUGAUUGGGCUCGGGAGAGAACCCUGAGGCAUAACGAGACGAGUGAAUUCCGCAAAAACGGUCGGUUAGCGCCGCUCUGCCAGUCACCAGUCCGCUUAGGUGGAAUGAUGGCCCUAAUAAGUAAAGUAAAUUAACGUAAUGCAUAUGACCUGUUUCUGGCUUCCAACAUCCGACUUGACUAAACGGCUGUUCCACGUAACCGAUGGCCCAAUUAACCAGAAUCUACUCUAAUACUUCAGCACUGAUGUAUAUUUAAGUCUACCCUGUGUGGUGGUUUCGCAUUUACUAAACUUCACUGAAGAAAUGUCAGAAUGACGUGCGAUAUCAUUCUACAUUUUAGACAUUUAGCUGACGCAAAUGGAAAGGCAAAGAUUUUGGAAGAGAAGCUGGAAGCGGCCAGAACUCAACAUUAUGUCUCCAAAGUCGAGACCGUACGACGGUUAUUUGCAAUAUCAAAGGCCCGCCGUGAACACAUAGACACACUGCGGCAAGAAAUCAGACAAAACGUAGGCUCGAAUUACUUGCUUACUAUAGAACUUUUUCCACUUUAAUUUAUAUAAUCAUCUUCUUGAAUAACUUAUCCGACCUCAGUAUGUAAGCACAUAUAUAUAUGUGUCAAAGGUAUUAUGCCAUUCUCCCGGGAUAGGUGCUAGCUAAAUGCCCAGCCACGUAUUUUGCCAGCAUUCUGCCCUGCGCGAUACAGCCGCGAGGAGUUCGGCUCUUCAAUGGGUCCCCCAGCGUUCUGUAUGUGGUUUGUGGUAUACGAACUCCAGAGCAUAAUCAAGCUAAUGAUUUCAGAAAUUAUUUAGUACAGGACAUGGGGUUAAGUCCUCGGAACACGACUUUAUAUACAUAUACAUGAAGAAGAUGGUAAGGUGAGCUCUGGGGAUGAUGAUUUAUUCAUCGGACGUUUCAUCAUACUCGAGUGCAUCAUUGGGGAUAGGAAGUAUGAGAACUGCGCGGUUUAAAUAGGCCCCUCUCGCUCACCCAUAAUAGAGCCACCAAUCGUUAUCCUCAUUGGGUCUCCCCUGGUGCAUAAGUGGUGCUUGGCGGCCGCGUAUUGUGCCGGUAGGUCGACGCUGCGGUUGAUGGAGUUGGCGUCUGUUUGUCAGGCCUCGAUUAUUUCUCUCGAUAUAUAUAUAUAUUACAUAUAUAUACAUAUAAUUGAGGUAAUAUAAUGAAAAAUAGGAAGCCUUUCGGGAAAAUCGGGUCGUUCCAAUUAAUUAUAAAGCUGAUUACACCAACCUAUCAUCGGAGGGAAUUGAUAGAGACGUGAGACUACGGUAUUAGGGCGCUUGGGGUCAAAAAGGUAUCAUUAACAGGCAGGCGUCAGCGGGAAGGUGAGCCUGGUUUUGCGACGGAUGUCGGAGAUCAGGGAGGAAGUACGUGCGAGUUUUGGUUAUGGUUUGCGGUGUUUGAACAGGUGGCAAAUAACUAAUGCGAUAAUUCCAUCCUUCAUUAUUCACCGUGUCUGAUAGGUGUAACCGUCUUGACGUGCUCCGGCCAUGCUGGAGCUGCACCUAACCAGCACGACACACGUUAUUUGGGAUACGCAUCCAUGACAAAUGGCACACAUGAGGGGUCCGUAGUGGCUCGUCUAGGCACAGGCUCACGCCUCACCAACCACUUGCGCUCAAUCCGCAUAUUAAAUAGCUGACCGAUUCGACUGUGGAAUGAUACCUGGGAGAGAGAGAAGAGAGCGGGUGAGGUCGACUCUGGGGCCCCCAAGCCCCUCGGCAUCUCAGCGCAUUUCUUCACUAUAAACACUCUGACGCGCUUUUAAACUAUCACUGUGAGCUAAAGGCCGUGGCUUGAAAGGCUGUCAACGGACGAAAUAACUCGGCCGGAUGGAGAGUUAGGCUGCAAUGGCUCCUUCGUAAUGUGACCUCUUUGGCAUUCCCACCUGUUAGGAUCCGAGCCGACCACCCCCUCUUUGUGUGAGAACCCGGUCCAUCGUGCGCGGACCAGGUCGCGUCGCACACGUAGUCAGGCUAUUUAAUUUUUUGUCAGCCACUGCGUCUGGUCUUGUCUCUAGUUCUUUUGACUUUGUCUUGUUAUCGAGGCCAGGUGGACGAGAGAGGAGAUUGUGCGGUAGGCGCUGCGCAAGUCUAACAUAAACAUAAACUAAUUCACGCGCAAGUCACCGUUCCUGCGCCUGCCAUGCUCCGGCUCCCGGGGCAGACAUUGUCGUUUGCGACGGUGGAACCCUUCGUGUCGUUGUAGCCGUCUUGAAAAUGCACGAUAACGACUCCAACGUACAGUUCGUGACUGAUCUCAUGAAAUGUUAGCCGGAAUUCUAAGACGUGUUUUCGAUUAGGAAGGAUUACUUGGUGGGAUUGUAAUUGUGAUUAUCAGGCGGCAUAAUCCCAUGAUAUUUUGGAAUCGCCAGGGUGUUGACCUUUCGAUCUCUUGUUAAAACCGCACUUGGUAAAAAGACUACUUAAUUAGUGCGAGUUUUUCAUGUUGAUUUUCUAUAACCCUGUAAAUUGACAUACAUUUUAUAGAAAGCAUGCAUAGAAUAUGCCUUCUUUUGUUCAUUUGGUAGCAAAUCACGUCGUCUUUACAUUUUAUAUUCGAAGAAGGGGUAGUUUUUGAUUUUAAAAGGUUUAUUAUGGGAUAUUUUAAGACUGUGCAAUUUAUAUUAAUACAAAAUCGCACCUGUUCGUUGAUUAAUGUUCCUCAUAAAAUAUAUAACGUAGUCCGCAUCCAUUACGAAAAUUUGCUAACUCUGCAUGACACCUUACAGACGCGGAAGGUGUACCCCUUGUAGAAUGAAAUCGUUAAACGCCAAUGCGACGGCUGAUCUGGCUAAAAAUUAUUCGGGCAUUGGAAAACACUUCCAAAACUUAGACAUACCAUUUCUUCGAGUAUAAGACGUGAAGAUGACGUGCUUUUCUACCAAAUGAGCGAAAGAAAGCAUAUUUGUGCAUGUUUUCUAUAAAAUAUGUUUUAAUUUAUAGGACCAUCAAAAAUCCAUGUGGUAACGCAUACUGGUCACUGGUAAUUGUUUACCAAGAACGAUCUUUCGCUUAUAUUGACUUACCUAAUUUUGGAGUACCUUAAAUUUAUUCCUAAACACGUUUUUUUCGUUCGGAAUAAAUGUCAGAAUAAAGGUAUGUCAGCUUACAUUCCUUGAGCUUAGAGCAGAUCUAGAGUUGAACCCAACAGUUUAUAAUUUUACUCAAUCACUCCUCUUCAUCGGUAAAAAGAUAGUUCCAAGCAAAGUUUUCCCUCUUUCCUCUUUUAGCUUCAGACGAUACAAAACAUAACCCCAACUGUUCGGCAGGAUUCCGAACAGCAGAGGCGGCAAUUAGCGCAGACCAUCGCGCGUUUGAAUACUCAAAUUCAGGAAGUCAAAAGUGAGGUGGCUCAACUGAAGCAGAAUCCCGUGCUUCGACUUCAACAGCUUCAGUCCUCAAUGUAUGUUGGUUUAAACAAUUACUAACGAUCCAUGCAACACGACUUUUUUAAAAUGGAUAAGUAGCGCCGGAGAUGAUCCGUUUAUACAAUUACUAAAAGCCCGAAGUCAGUCCAUGUCGUCGUGCAGUAUCCAGAAUAUCCAUGCGCGAGUAUUAACAUGUGGUUAACUCGCACCUUCUACGUGUGCACAUCUCAACAAUGCCAAUGCUCACCUGCGUUAUCUGCUCAUGAAAACGAAUCCAAAAAUUUUAUAGCUUCCGCCGUUUCCCCACGUUUAUGUGCCCUUUUUCUGGUGAUAACUCUCUCUCUCUCUCAUGCACAUAACCUACGCCAAUGCCAGAACCGACGCCGGCAGAGGCCGAGGCAGAUGUAAAAUGAUUAGCUGAGUGGCAAAACUAGGGAAAUUCAACGAUCAGCAGACCGUGGUGACACUAAGAACAUCUUAAUGACAGAUAGAGCGGUUCACGUCCCUCAAUUCAAGGGGACUGCACCACUACUCAUCUUGGUAACAAUCGGGAGAUGGCACCCAAAAAAAUCAGUUACCUAGACAUAAUACCUUUAACAGUGGACUCAAACGCCUUCAGGCUAUAUCAGCGAUCGCAGGCCUACUUUCACGCGUUACUUGGACUUUCCCUGACGGCCUAACAUGGGCUGGCCGAACGAACAUCGCAGGAGGUUACGUGGACGAUGGUCGCUGUUACCCAACCUUCCCCAUCCUUACACACGUACACCUGAAUAUACGGCAUACAUUCGCAUUAUGGCAGUUUAUUACAAAACAAAAUCACUUUUAAAUAGGAGAAGUCUGCACAACAUGGAACAGGAACAGUUCCCAGGCAUCUGUCAGAGACAUGGCAUUGAGGCCAAACUAAAGACGAUACUGUACUUCGUCUUUGUGAGCCCACACAGCUCGCACACAUACAGCGCCUCCCUCGGGGAGUUUCCUUUUCAGUCUACUCCAGUAUGCCUCAAUAGCAUUGGUGUGCCGUCCGUGGUAGGGUUCUUGAAGUUCUUUGAGUGGUUAACAGAGAAAUGUAGAUAACCUUCUGAGGGAAGACGAUUAUACGCCUCCCACUCGUCCGUUACCACUAUACGGCCUUUGGCGACCCAUUUUGUAAUAACGGAACGGAGAGCGGGCCAACUUCGAUCAUUCGCCUGUUCAAAUAAGGCUUUCCGUCGGCUAGUAUCGUACAUCACGACCAGCCACCACCCAUAAAACCCCUAUUACCACCUGUCCCGUAAGACAGGCUGCUUUGGUUAGACGGAUUUUUUGGGUGCCAUCUCCUGAUUGUUACCCUCAUCUUAGGCGGGACGACCAUACUGUCAGCGAAAUCGUUGACUUUAGAGUCCUGAGCCGCGUAUUUCGGGGUUAUCAUAAACCACCCGCCUACAAUCUGCGAGGAAACCAUGAGCCGGUUUUCCCAUAUGGGCACCACUAUCAACUUUGAUCGUCUAUCUUUCCUGCGAGAAGCAGUCAAAGUGAUUAAACAGCUGUCCAGUAGGAAAGCACUGGGUGUCGCCUCAAUUCCAGCCGAAAUUUUGCAAAUAACACUGCCUUAAACUUAUGGACAAUUUUGCCUUACUACUUCGGGCUAUGUGGCGACAAGGACAAAUAUCAAAUUUCAAAGGGCAAACGAAACUGACUAAUCGGCAACAAGCCUCGCGGAUUCUUUCUUUAGUCAUACUGACAACACAUUCGCCCGUGUACUACUCAAUGUCCUAAAAUGGAUCUGGGAGUGGGAAGUCCUUACAGAAACACAAUGUGGAUUCGGGAAAUUUCGUAAGACCACCCACGUAGUCUUCGCGACUCCCAACUGUAAGAAAAACAUUAAUAACUUAGGAUCAGACUUCAAACCACCCUUGUGGAUCUGACAAAACCCUUCGGCACAGCGGAACAAAAGAAAUUCAGAAAUAGCUAGUCAAUAUUGUCCGGGAUGAUUCAUUCAGAUGGUCAAACUUCUGUAUGACGGAUGAUGGCGCGCGGACGAUGGGCUAAUCCGGAGAACAUUUCCAAAUUCGAAUGGAUGGAGGAAGUGUUACGUGCUUGCCUCCAUCGUAAACCUCGUUUUCUCUGCCACGCUAGUAGGUGCUUACCAUGAGGACUUAGCUGGAGACAGCGCCAACUAUCAAAUCGGCGGCCAGCUACUCAGAAUCCGAUGCAUGCAAUCAACAACCAAAGUAUUCAAGAUCGGUGUAAACGGCCUCUUAUUUGCCAAGGACUAUGCGUUGAACAUCGCAGCCGAAGUAAGCAUGCAGCAGAGCGUGGCCCUCUUUGCCUGCGAUUACCUAAAUUUCGGAUUCGUCGCUAACACAGAGAGGACAGCGGUAAUGCACCAACGGAGAAGUACAAUGGACCCACGGAAGGUGUAAAAGGAAUUUGCCUUGCGCUUGUGAACUAAUUCGUCUAUCCACAUAAUAGCACCUCUAGAAAUAUCAAGAGUGAAAUUCCAAGGCGGAUCUCCAAAAGCAGUUAGGUUUUUGGCAGACUACAAUCACUGCGACAGCCUCAACACGAAAUUAAAAAUGUGCGUAGCCGUCGUCCUGACUAUCCCUCUGAACGCGACGAAGAGCUAAGUAGCGUAUCAAAGUCAGACAAGCAGACCUCAGUUGCCUUCGAAGGAUACGGAAGUUAGGGUGAACGGAGAGGAGCCUGGACGCUGAGGUCCCGGAAGGGAAGGAAGCGCUCGGCAUUUGUGCUAUUUUGAAGCAGGUUCAUUUUCACCUCGUGAGGAUGACUAACGACUGACUGUCCAAGCAACUACUCUAUGAUGACAUCCCUACGAGUGCUCGCAGACGAGAGGAACAAAGUCGGCGACAAAAACACUCUAAAAUCCUCUCUUAAAUACCCGCAAACCAACCAUUGAACUUGAGAAGGCUUUGCACCACGACCAACAUCGCCAGUUCCAAAAACUUGCCGGUCAUUCCGCACUUUCAUCUGACAUUCUGGGUUGUCUUCGUUGGAUACUUUCCGAUCCACUACAGUGUCAAAAAGGUCUAUUCACCACCCACAUCACAAAAAACCGCCACCUCGAAUAUCAGCGCUGAAGACACUCUUCGUAGCUGCCCCCGAUAUAACACGGCGCUUCGGUCCCGAUUGGGCCUGGUCAAACACCUUUGUAUCCAUGGAGUAUCGGAAACGUCGCAAGGACACCCUCCACCAGCAUUGAAGACACAGUGCCAACUUGUUUCUCUUGGGACCGCGCGUUUCAAUCACGCGUCGGCUUGUCUGGUUUCUUGCGAGUCUACGGCAGUACAACUGCAGAACCAGGGCCUGCAACCCCGACUAACACGCCCUUUAAUUUCCGUCUUGCCUGCCCAUACUGUCCGAGAACAUGCAAACAACGCGUUGACCUGCUUGGCCAAAUGGCAAAACACAACAGUGAUAGGAAAAAUAACACAAUUUCGGUCUGCCCUACACAGCCCUGUUGCACACGCACGCACACUAACGAACUGCUCUCGGGAUUAUUCGGUCACAGCCAUGUACACGUCUAGGUCCAGUGGAAUCUCGGUUGUUUCUUAUACAACAACCAUGUGCUGUAAUUUGCCGGCGUUGUAAUUACGGGCGCAACGACGUUUUUGAGAAUAUCCGCGUCAAAUUUACGCAGAAAACUGUGUUUUCAGUUAUUUCCGGUCACGUUGAGUAAGGGACCGAACUGCGCGUGACACAUGUGGACAGAGGCUUUCACGCCAAUUCAGCCACUAUGCGCACUUUCAUUAUUAGUCGGCAAUUUAGUACAUGUCUCAGUAUAAAUUACCUGACAUGCUUAUAACUAUAAUGUUUUAAAAUAUUACUAACUGACGGAAAAAAUCGACCCCGCUGAGGUCUUAGGGUCAAGUCAGAAUACCUCCAUCCCGCUGUGGCCUUUUUGACACUGUCAUCCUUGUGGGAUCUGCGACCCCCCCUAUGCGGUCUGGUGCGUUCCGAGUUAGGGAUUAAGUUACAUGUGGCACGCGUACACGGGUUGUAGAGUUUUUUGGCCACUGGGCUCUCGCCCAUCCUCGGUUUCCUUAACUUUAUCUGUCCGCCUAAAUGCGGUGUGUGUGUGUCCCAAACGGGCCACGUGUUAGAUGCGCUGGACCAACACGGAGGGUCAUAUCGGAUUCUGGUAGGCGUUCUCUUUGCGCAAUAACAAAUGCCAACAUUUACGGGGUGCGCUGGCAGACCCUCUUGCCGGUAGUCGUCGCACAACUGGGGCCACUGCCAUCACCCCAUUGUUUUGUGCGUUAAAAUCCUGACCAUUUGUUGAGAAGACCAAGGUGUGUGGUAGAACGCCAAGGCGAGGAUCUGUCCAAGCCAUCAACCGGCAGCCUCCCUGAUCUCUGGUCCUCUUGACAUCGUCUUGACACCGGGCUUAGGCGGGGGAGGAGAAGAGAGUGUGGUAGAUGAAGCGCAAGUCUACUGGCAUUACAAACUCCUGUGCAAGUCACCGUCCCUGCUCCCACCACCCGCUGUGGGGCACACGGUGGACAUCGUAGAAAUCGACGGUCGAACUAUCGUUUGUGCAUGGGUGUGUGUGUGUAGAGAGUGAGUGUGGUAGACGCAGUGGAAGUCCGCUUGACUGCAAACAAAAUCGAGCGUUGACCAAGACCGUGUGACCCUUCUUGCUGCAAAAAUAUCUAGUCUGAAUUUUAUGAUCCACACACAGGACAUUUCAGUCGUCUGUCUCUGCUGUAAAUUUGUUUGCUUUACACAAGUUAAUGUCCACAAAUUGGGGAGGAUAACGCUAUCAGACGCAUUCUAAAUGCCUUUUCGUUGGCUGCUGCCCGUGUAUGUUCGUUCCUCACUUCUAUCACAUAUACUCCUCAAGCAUGCACGGUUCUGCCAAAACACUAUGCUAAUAGAUGUUUCUAUUUUUCUAUAUGGCUGAUGACUCUUAAAAUUGACACGUCAUCCAUCUCUUUCUCUCUCAUAGUUUUGCUAUCAAAACCGCCAUCUCGAACUCCGAAGCUCGUCGUCUCGCUACAAAAGUGGAUAUCCGAAGUGGUGUGAAACAGUUCAAGAAGUUAACCGGUGAGAACGAAAGGUUAAAGAAGGUGAGAGGUCAUUUGAGCUGUAUCUCAACCAUAGAAUGAAGACUAAUUCUAUCCUGAUUUCUCAGCAAAUAUAUUAAUUGUGAAUAGAAAAGGAUUCCGCUGUUUGAGAUCGGUCUCUGCGAAUCGCCUUCCUUGUCCCCACACCCCAGAAAUGUCUUGAAGUACUUCAAAUUUCAAGACUGAAUCGGCUGUACCUUAAUUUUAUGCACGUAAUGUAAAUUUUCGCUAACUAACGAGUAAAUUUGCAUUUUUUGUCAACUAUUUUCCUCUGGCUGUGGAAAAGUACCUAUUUUAGCGGCUCGCAGGACGUGGGAGGGACAGUGUGCAGAUCAUUAUUCUUCCAUACAGAAACAGGCCUACUAUAUUUUUAGACGUCCUUUCAGUUCGUCGGAAGGACAUAGACAACAAACUCUUUAAGCAGUGUUCACCUGCCACAAUAUUCCGCCAGACAGUCUAAGAAUUUCAAAUUGCUUUGCAAUUUAUGUGCUCCAGGCAAAGGCAGAGCAGUUCUGAUCUAUAGUUAACAGUUGGAAAUGAGGAAGUAGGCACGGCCGGAAAACGCGAGUCCUCAGCUGAGAUUGAACUGGCUACCCUGUCGGACGGUGCAGGCUUUUUGCCUGCUUGAGUCUUCCAAUUGUUUAUAGUCUGCUACUUGACAUAGUACAGAUUGUACCACUCUCUAAUGCGGAGAUAAAUACAGUAGGGGAGCUAAUUAAUGAAAUCUCAACAGAAAUUGCGAAAUGCGUUUCCGUUUCGAAAAGAUUAAUCAAGUAGAAUGUAAAACCAAUCAGCGUGCAGCAUAACCCCAUAAUAAUUCAGUUACCCCUAGGCGCCGGCUCUCGAGCAAACGUCUUUUCGGCUGCAUCCAAAAACCAUACUCCGUAAAAACAAUGACUAGUUAAGUAGCAUGCAUUUUUUCAUUGAUUUUCGGUGCCGUUAAAGAUUAAAUUAUAUUCCAUAGAAAACAUGCAUGGAAAUAUUCAUUCUUUUGCUGAUUCAGUAGACAAUUACGUCUUCUUUCAAUUUUAUACUCGAAGGAAGGGUAUAAUUCGGUUUUAAAAAGUUUCUGAUUGUGAGAUUUUUUAAUACCGUGAAAUGGCUCUUCAUAAAACGUCCUGUCUCUGUAUUAACCAAUUUGGCUUGUAAAGAUAACAACGUGAUUCAAAUUCACUGCUUAAUCUUACGAACCCCAUCUGGUCUCCUCUUAAAACGGUAGAGAAAUGUAUGGUUUUCCUUACGCAGAAUAUACGGCUUGUAGUUUUGGAAUCCUGAAUGCAAGUGUAACGCAGGUCGGGUUAAAAAUUAUUCGGGAAUUGAAAAAGUCUUAUAAAACCAAAUUAUACCCUUCCUUCGAGUAUAAAAUUGAAAAUAGAUAUAAUUGUCUACUGAAUAAGCAAAAGAAUGAAUAUUUUUAUGCAUGUGUUCUCUGAAAUAUAAUCGAAUCUUAAAGGGUAUCGAAAGUCAAUAAAAAAAUUCAUGCUACGUAAGUGGUCAUUUUUAUGGAGUAUGUUUUUCUGGAUGCAGCCGGAAAGGCGUUUGUUCGACAGCCGGCAUCCUGAGGUAACUGAGUUAUUAUAGAAUUAUGCUGUGCGAUGAUUUGUCUUACAACCCUACUUAAUUUAUCUUUUGGAAACGAAAACGCAUUUCGGAAUUUCAGUUGACAUUUCAUGAGUUAGCCCACUUACUAAUUCGAAACUUCCUUUACCUCUAAAUCUUGAUGGUCAAGUGAAACGCGAGUCUUUGUAUGGAUUACCACAGACAAAAGGCAGCGGAAUAAGCAGAAUCCAGUCUACGUUGCAUUACUGUCGGGCAGAAGAUACAUCUGAUUUCGUCCUACAUACCUUAAAUUUUGAUUUCAUUAAAUUAAAUGAUGGGUGUUUUACUAAGCACCGGUUAUAGUGGCGCUCUUCCUUUAAGUUUGCAACCUACACCGCAACUCUACAGCGUAGGCACAUAAAAAUACUCGAUUUGGUAAUUGUAUUGGGAACCAGACGGUUCUAUCUGCGACUUCCUUUCGAUUUACAAUACCUUCAUAGUUGAAAAUGUUCUAUUCCACGCAUGUAACUUUCGUGCAGGUGUGUGUACCGGUCUGGACGCAUUUCUGUGCAGGCAUCUGCGUCUAUCCUUGAUUACUUCUAAAAUUCUACUGAUGGUAUUUCACCCACAGCAUCGCACCUAUUUAAUAAUGUUGUACUAUUAUGUUUGCGAUGAUAAUGCUAAAGAAAAUAAACUCGUCUUCUGCCUAAUUUUGAUAUUUCAGCAACUGGCCGAGUUGACUGGGUUAAACAGCCAACUUUCGGCUAUUUACCCACGGUAAACCGCAAAAUCAUACGAAUCUCUCUCCAAGCACUCGUCCUUACAACCCUGCUUCCUGCAAACUAACCUCUUUUCUUCACCCUCAUAACCACGCAGACAUGGUUUCAGGGGUUGAUUAACCUCGCAGUAACCCAUAGGGCCUCUCAUACUACAAUGCACAUUCCCCUGCUCUCUUAAAUGCCACAGCUGACGUAGCUUCCUGUUGCAAGUUAAUAAGUAGGAUGGCAAAUCCUGAAUGCUCCUAAUGCAACGGGUACGUGCCCCGAGAAUUUGGUGUAACUGCUCUUCGGCCCACGGGUUCCUAGUGGGGUUACAAUGCUCUUGCGAGUGGUGUGCGCCAAUCUCUCCCUGAUUGCGGUGUCUCUGUUGGUAAAGCUUCGCACUGCACGAUGAAUGAAGCACUAUCUGCUUCAUUCGUACUAACCUGCGUACAUUUGGAGGUUUUUAAAGGGGUGACACAGGAGUACUGAUAUGACAACACAAACUUCAAGGAGAAGAUGUAUUCAGAGCCGCGUCUUGUUUUUAAUCUGCAGCCUUGACACGCCCUGUUCAGGCUGAGGUUUUAAAAAGGGUGGGGUAAAGAAAGAUUGGUUUGUACGAAAAAAACGAUAGAAAGACAGUUGUCGAUCUUUGCGAUUUCUUAACUAACUUAAGACAAAGACUCUCAGUGUUCUCAGUCACCACCAGUUACGCAAGAGCUUAAUCGAGUAACUGGAACAUAAAACAUGUGUCGUUCUAUGAGACACGAGACACUGGCAUACGUUUUUUCUCAUUUGUGCUAGUCUGCCUAAAUAGAAAUCGUUCUAGUUUACGGACCAUUCGGAGCGCUCGAUGAAUCGUCGAGUUAAAAAAUUUUCCUUGUACAGUUCGAGAAACAAACCUCGAUUUUCACUAAAAGUAAUGAUACCCUUCUGUGUUGGUCCAUUUGCUGGGUCGACUGGGGUUUCAGCUCAGUUGACGUCGUUUUCUGCAAGUUAUGCCAGAAAAUUGGGUGUUGAAACCUCUGUUCACAACAGUAUGCCCUGAUAAAUUGUAGAAGGCUGGAAACUUCUCUUGAAGUGAGGCACUCACGCAUGCUUUAUUAUUUCAUUUUCAAGAUGUGAUCUUCAGAAAGGCGGGCCACUUCGUCCUUCUUGUCCUAUUCGUCACUUAAUCUUCCAAAGGACAGUUUAACCAUCGUGACCGACAGUGUCCAUAGUAAGCUCCGCAGCAGGGUAAAAACGGAGACGGUGACUUGCGCGUGAAUUGGUUUAUAGUUAGAGUACGCUUGUGCAAAAUUUACCGCACUCUCCUCCUCCCCACCUGCAUCCAGUGUCAAGACAGUCAAAAGGACCGGAGGCGGGAUAGGACGCAGGUGUGGCCGGCACGGCAUAAAUCCUCACCUAGGCGUAACGCCACCCCCUCCUGGUCCGCAAUGCACACUGACCUAGAUUCUGCGAACAACAAAAGACAAGGGAUGGCGACUCAGAUUUCAAAAAAGUAGCAGGAGCCAUUGCGGCCUGACUCUCAGUCCACUAGCCCGCCGCUACACACAAACACGCACAAGGGCUGGCUGUGAGAUCCUGGUUAUCUCGUCAGUUAGCAGCCUUCUAAGCCACGGCUUUUAGCGCACCAUGAUAGCUCAAAGGGCGUCAGAUUGUUUAUAGGGAGGAAAGUGAGCUGAGACGUUGACCUCGCUCUCCGUCUCCACUCCCAGGCCCCAGCCGCUGUCCGAGCUGGUCAGACGUCUGGUGCGAAGAAUGGGCGCAAUAGCCGACAGAGCUGAAAACAGCCCGUCUGCGCAUGCCACACACACGGAAUGGCUCCCCAAACGCACGCACCAGGAUUUCACACACACAAGAGGAUAGAACGCUCGUGCCUCAUAUGUGGCAGAGGAACCACGUGGAGAAAGGAGUCGAAAAGCAGACUUCCCGUUUGCAGUAGAGGUGCCGGCGAUGUGGAGUGUUGGAAAUGUUUAUACAUGGUGCAUGUGUUGAUGAGGAAGUGCUCGGAAACGUGCUCAUGCCUGCGUUGAUUUGCCGUAGGUUUCCAUGAAUGCGCAUGUGACAGAAUUGACCCGUGCGAUGACUGAAUGUGCAGGGGCAGUGCGGGCAAUUGAAGGCGUGGGAUCUGGUGUGUCGGUGCUCUAGGCACUGAUUCGCCAGUCUCUGUGCCAUGGAUUCGCCAGCGGUCGACGGGGCCGAUACAUGGGGUUAACGCGCAGUGACAGUUUGGGCACACACCUGCCACUUCCUCAUACCUAGUUAGUAAGCAACCUUUGGUACACCAUCAGGUGGACUUCCCUUGAGAAUGAAGGUGGUAGGAAAACGUUCGGUGCAUACUCUAGUGGCAGCGAUCUUUCUCACCCUUCAGCAAAUCACUUUUUGAGAAUUUGACAGUAUGUGAAACAUCUAAGGUAGUUUGUAGCGUCUAAAACUGAAACCUCUUAGUAAGACUGAGGAAGAGUGAACGCUCACAGUAGGAGGAUGUUCGCUUGAGACAGAAGUGAUAGUGAUAUCUCAGAAUUGUAGUGCCUGCUGUGAUCUUGGAGAUCUCAAAUCCACUCAGUUUAUUUGGGGUAAAAGGCAGAAGCCCUUGAAAAUUCAAUUAAAAUGGGUAAGAUGUGAUAAACGCAACACUGUUGGGUUGGGGUCAGGGUAAGGGCCUGGGAUUAGGGGUUACGGUUAGGGUUAGGGGUUGGGACAAAUAUUUCUCAACGACUCAGGUACAGCCGUGCUCUUCCACUAGCUUUUCUUUUGCAUACAGGUACUUGACCUCGUUGCCUGUGCGCUCUCCAGCCCCAUCUGUAAAAAACCCUAUUACCACCUGUCCCGUAUUACAGGUGGUUGGAAUUUGUUUACUUCAGCCAGGGAUACAUAACCACAUCUCAGCAAAAAAGAUAAAAAAAUAACUUUAUUAAAAGAGGAGUGUUCGAAUCCGUCUCAUAGCAGAGGUUUGCUGAUUGUUUGGUUUUCCCAAUUCUCAAAAUUUUGGUUAUCAGUAGGUUUGCUUCUUUGCUAGUGGAUAUAUAAACUAAUAGGACUUCCCCAAGUAUUACCAAUUACAGGGCGCUUACCUUUUUGCACCAGUUACUUGUCGAUUGGCAGUUGAUAGUGACUUUUAAAAUUCAAGCAAUUCGAGGGGAACACUCCUAUCGUAUCCUGAAGAAAACCUAAUUUUCGAGUAAAAGGUGUUGUAGACGCUGCAGAGCUACUAAUAAGGUCCAGGACGUUAAUGACGCUCUCAAAGCACUUCUUUCAAAGGCGCUCAGAUGAUAACCGGUAGAGCAGAACUAAACCUGAACUACACGGAGAGACUGACAAUUUAUCAGGUCCCAAAAUAACCCCUAGUCCAAGUACCAUAAAAACAGAUCCACUUUUAGACCAUUCAAAGUAGACGCUUCAAAAAUCACUAGGAUAUCCUAUUUGCUAUUCUGCCGGUGAGUGGAGUGCAUGUUUACCCAGGCUUCAUUGACUUCAUUAGAAUGAGCAAGAGGAAUGAAGAAGUGGGUUGUGCCCACUUGCACAAAAAUGGCUUGGAAUCAGUUUGCCGGCUGGUUGUCCUAAUGACACAACCUGCGAAAUGAUCAACAGUUUUUCGCAUGUAAACAUUUAUGCCUGUGUGAGACAGUUGUGCGUUGUGUAGCCUUCAGAUUUAGCUAUCUUCUUGGAUGGUAGUCAGUCUAUCGUGUCACAUGGUAGAAUGCUCCAUAAUCUUGUCUACACUAAUGUGUUGAGUUCGUGAGUUAAAGAGAGAGAAUGUGUGUGUGAUUUAGCGAGAGACCUGCCCGCCGUAAACACCAAACCAGUCCGAUCAAUUUUGGCAGCAGCAUCUUACGAUGAGGGAUUGUAGCGCACGCCUAUUCAACGGGUAAAUGGUGCAACGCGUCUAUUAAAAUCAAAGGGGGGGGGGUGAGCAGCACCAGAAGACUGUUGAUAUAUUGUGGGCAACCACUAAGGACUCAGAACUACAAAUCCCGCGCCAGGCGUUCGCGUAUCGUGAGGAUGAAUAUUAAGCCUCUUGACCAAAAGUAGGAUUCGCGUAGGUAUCCCAUCGAAUGGCCAAACGCCUAAUUUCCCGUCCUCUUAGUGAAGACUUGACAGCUACACUCCUCGAAGGAUAGAUCUUUUCGGCGCCUUCUAAAAAACAAGAUUUCGUGUCACUGAAACCUCCCUAGACGAAGGAGGGUUAACUAGGAGUCAAAAAUACCAUACUAAGACUCCUCACAGAGCGGUUAUUACGGAGAACGAGACCCUCAAAGUCGCUUUUUUACUGCGAUUUUCCCGCUCCUUCGCAGUCUAACUUCCCGAGUUUGCUUCUGCUGACCUGCCUUUUGCUUAUUCAUGGGGUCAUUGCGAUUAAAGGAGUUUCGUUUAUCUCAUUCGUUUCGAUUUGACAAAAUUUCCACCCUCCCCGGACUUCAGGCUGGACGACGCAGAACGCCUGGAACAGAGGACGACGGAGAUGCUGUCCGAUCAGAUACGUCGAGUGGAUGAUGCAAAAGCGAAACUGAAGACCCUGACUGAGAUAGUAAGCAUUUUAAUAUUGUCGAACGUGCUUGCAGCAAUUAGGAAGCCUUCUAAAAUAGUCUUACUGAAUUUGCACUCUAGGUCUAACUAGAUUCUUUCGAGUGUGUUAAAUUUGCAACAGGCUUGAGCAUGAUUUCUGAUUUGUUUUAGGGGUAAGAUAUGGUUAUGUAGCCCCACCUGGAGGACACAGUAUUGCUGGGGUUGGGGUUAGGAGUUAUUGUUAGGGAUAAGGGUCAAGGCUAGGAUAAGGACAACUAAUUAUCAAUCCCUCACAGUACAACCGCGCAUUCCCAAUAGCUUUUAUUUUGCAUACAACUACUUGACCUCUUUGUCUGUGUGUUCCCCGGCUCCACCUGUAAAAACCCCUAUUAUCAACGGACACGUAUUUGAGGUUGCUGGGUUCGUUUACUUCAGGUGGGGCUACAUAACCGCAUCUGACCGUUUUAGGCAUUUUAUGAGUUUCGUCUCGUCAGGGCAAAGUAGCUACGGUGAGAGCCUUUUAGCCUUCUCGGAGCUCCCCUCCAACGCCUAGACUGCCUGUUGGACUAGAGUUAGCAAAGGCUCAUGCUGUAGUUAUAGUAUAUGGGACUGCGGAUGACAAAAUAGACAAGUAACAACGAACAGAUUUGGAGCUUUGGGAGUUUUUUUUUCUAGGGGACUGAGGCGUCUAAGUUUACAGGAAGUUUAUGGGAGCGGACAAAUAGCGUAAUAAAAUAGUUUUAGAUUAAAAAUUUGCUAUUGGAUGAAGGACUUGUUCAGAAGCACUGCCGACGAGUAGGAUCAAAAUUGGAACGAUCACUUUUGGUCCAUUUAAUCGCACCAACCGGCCAUUCCACGUCUUCUGAUUGGGACGGCGUAUAUGAUUUGAAACACCAACCAGUUUAUCACUGAGCCGGAAACCGCCAAGUCACAGGCUCACACCACGUCGGCUGUUAUUGCUGAUAUUCAAGGUCACCUAACAAUUUCAGUUUCGCUUGUAUUUACCAGUACAACUUCACUACUAGCUGUUUUUUUACCUCCACGCGACCAUCCGUAAGAGAUCAAAACAAAAUCUUCUCUAAGGGUAAACUGGAACGUUCACAUCCCUUCCCACAAUUAGCUAGAAUGGUGACUGUCAUUCUCACAUGGCUUUAAAUGGCACGUCACGCCAGCCAAACUCUACUAGGGUCCUAGGCAGGUUUACCAGAUCGAUUAAACACUUGGUGAUGCGACACUAAAGACGUGUGCAGUGCUAUUCUCGGAAAUUUUCUUUCACACGGUCUGCACUAAGCUGGAGGAGAGCGUGUAGAUCUUUACAUAAGUCCAAUUGCGUACACUUGUAUGUGUUUUUCUUCAAGCAUGCGGAAGAGGAGAAGAGUCAGCUUGAUCUGGUUCUGCAAAUUGAGCAGGAGAAAGAGGAGUAUGAACGCCGGCUUAUGGAGACCAAGCAAACCUUGGCUCGUCUUCACCGACAGACUUUUUUUACAGCCAGUGGUACAAGACCGCGAGUGCACUUCGAAACUGGUAAGCUUUCUUUGAGUGGGAAAAAGAAAACUGAUUACUGUCUGUAGCGGCAGUUGUUGGCCAAUGUCGUGGUUGCAAAUUACAAUCCUCUUAGUAUUUUCCUCCUGAUGCUACAACAACCGUGUUCGGCCCUUAGCUUGCUGGCCAUAAAAUGAAAUAACUAUGGCAGUGUCAGUAUACCUUACCUUUAUCCAAAGUUCAUUCGCAGACUCAUCAGAAAUUGGUGAGCUUAACUUCCUAUAACAGUGUAGCAUUUCGUCUAACAGGAAUGGAAUGGGUAGUAUCAAGGAUAAUCUCCCCUUUUCAGUAGAUUAUCGUUGCCAAAGCAGAAGGCGUGCCAUACGCUUGCACCUCUGCUGCACUUUCCGAUUAAAUUAUUUGCAAAUUACGCGUCCAUGACUAGAAAUGGGGAUGAUCUAAGGGUACAGAGUGCAUAACCCUGUCUUGGUAAAUGACUAGGGUGGUCGUAUGGAAAUGGGAUACAGAAGAACCGAUGUGCACUUAAGUCAGACCGACACCAAUGCAAUUCUUGAACAGAACUCUAAAGGGAUAAAAGCGCGGGACAGAGGAGGGAGUUGCGCGCGACGGUCUCCCUGUUGGUUCACCACCCUUCGAAUGAUUGGGACUUCUGUCAGUCGGGGAGAAGACUGUUCGGUCGUCGGAGCCAGUUCUUUUUUUGUCAGAUUUUGAACUCCUGCAGGAGUCCAUUGUCAGACGUGAAAGCGGUAACGGAACAAGCAACAGGUGUAGGGGAUGUGAGUCCAACAAACGUCAGUGACUCAGGUCUGGAGGUGAAUGCGCAGGGCUCUGUAUGUCGGCGCCAGAUCGAUACGUCGAUUGACUGAAUCCUCACUCGAGGCCCAGGCUUCAAUCGAUUCGCGGUUUGUCCUACUGCUGGCGUUGGCUGUUAUCUUCGAGGGUUCGAAGUUAAAUUCAUGAUCCCUUUCGGUGUGGGCAGCCACUCAUGGUAAUCCGUCACCUCGUUGCACAGCCAGCUCAUGUUCGGGUAUGCGUAAUCCGAGCAUGCGCUCAGUCUGACCUCUGUAAUUACAAAGACAGGCACGGGAUACACCCACUGUUCAUUGGGAUCCAAUCGGUCCUUGGUUUUCAUUAUCUUGCCGCGCAUGCUAGAUUUGCGCCGGUCUACAAUCCCAACACCUAGUCCGACAGCAAUGCGCUCAGUCACCUCUGACGCAUUAUUGAUGCAUGGCAGCACACAUCAUACCCUAGGUGCUGGUUUUGAUUGGGUCCUCCGGAGACGAACACGUAAGCAUCGACUUCUGGACGCCUUCGGAUAGCUGUUCCGCAUAACAUGGUCGCGGGGGCCUCGCGUGCUUUUUUCCCGGUUUGCUGCAAUGAGUAUAGAUCCGUUUGGAGAAUGUUUUCCCACAGCUUCCUUUGUGAGCCAGCGAAUGUUUGCUGUAUAAACUGGGAAGUUGCAUGGUGUUUGCUGCCUUCCUGUAAACCGUUGUUUUAUUUCGCCGCCGUAACUUAGUCUGAUGAGCACAUCAAGAAAGGGCAGCUACUGCUCCCUUUCUUCCCUUGUGAAUUGCACAUCUGGGAAUAUUGAGUCAAACAGAGUAGAAAUAUCCCCGAAUGUUUUUUCCUGACGAUAACUAACGUGUUGUCAAAGCAACGUCAGUCUUUUCUUGCACUUCCCAGGACUGGUUACACCAAUAAACCAGAGAUUGGGGAACCCAUUGUAGUUCCCUUCAUCCGCUCAAAGGAUUCUUUCGCAAAGGCGGAGUAAGUCUUUCUGCAAAAUUCAAACAGCCUCAUGAGGGGAUAAUUUUGGAGCGGGCUCUGAGUUUCGUCGCAUGUCUCCUUAGGUUUCUAGUGCAAGACUUCUUGGACAAAACUUAGCUGGGUCGAUGUGAAUAACGACGUCAUAUUGAGAGAGACCAUAAUUUCGUCCACUUGAAUCCUCCGACCUCGGAGGUCUACAAGGAAUUGGGGGGCUGAUCAGACUGAGUGAAUCGAAUUUCACGAAUGAAGGCGAAAUUUCGAGUUCCAGGUGGAUGCAUAAGUGAAGAAGAGGAGUCGAGCACCGGAACACUUCGUUUAUUAUCCUUCUUGAUGACAGAGAAUUUUACAGACCAGCACAGAAGUCAGAAGCCAAAGCAGUGGCAGCUCGGCUGAGUAAACUGCUUAGAGAAUACCGACAUAAAAAUGUGAUCACGGAGAAUGAAUGACACCAAAUGAGGGCAACUGACACCGCUUUAGCCUGAUUCUAUGGUCUGCCAAAAAUCCAUAAAGCAAAUGUCCCACUUCGGCCAAUCGUUGCCCUAAAAGGCAGCCCCACACACAAUUUGGCAAAGUGGAUGUACUCAAAACUGAAGUUCCUCCAAGGCAAUUCGACUACCUCAGUUCGAUCAGCCUCGCAAUUCCUCAUAGACCUCCGAGGUCGGAGAAUUCAAUCGGACGAAAUCAUGGUCUCCUUCGAUGUGACGUCGUUAUUCAUAUCCAUCCCACCAAACGUGGCCCGCAAAGUCUUGCGCAAGAGACUUGAAGAGGCGUACGAUGAGACUCCGAAUGCCCUCAAAACUGAACACCUCAUGAUGCUGUUUGGAUUCUGCCAACAAACUUUCUUCAGUUUUGCGGGAGGGACCUAUGAACAAAUCAAGGGAACCCCAAUGGGCUCACCGUUCUCCGGUUUGGUGGCAAAACUGGUCCUACAGGAGUUAGAAAAGAUUGCCUUCCUCCAACACGAACCGGUGUUUUGGCGCCGUUACGUUGACGACUCGUCCGUCAUCGUAAAGAAGGACAUGCUGCAACAUUUCCACAGCCUGCUCAACGCAGUCUUCCCGGAUAUAAAAUUCACGAGGGAAGAAAAACAGGAGCAGCAGUUGCCCUUCCUGGAUGUGCUCGUCAGACGAAACCUUAACCGUGGACUUGAAACGACGGCUUAUAGGAAGGCAACGAACACCACACAGCUUCUCAGCUUUCACAGCAUCCAUCCGGUGGCUCACAAACGAAGCUGUGUGAAGACGCUCUUCAAACGGAUCCAAACUCAUUGCAGCAAACCGGAGGACAGAGCACGUGAGGCUCGUUAUCUCCGCGACCAGUUUGUGCAAAAUGGCUAUCCGAGGGCAUUCAUAAGUCGCUGCCUACGCGGUCGCCACCAGAGAACUCGAACAUCAACGCCACCGACGAUAUGGCAUUCUCUGCCAUACAUCAAGCGUGUUUCAGAAGCGACCGAGCGCAUUGCUGCGGAGCUAGGUGUUGGAAUUGCACACCGCCCCAAAGUCACCAUGCGCAGCAGGGUCAUGAAAAUCAAAGACCAGUUAAAACCUGAAGAGAAAUCUGGAGUAGUGUAUCGCAUCCCGUGUCAAAAUUGUCCUUGUAACUACACAGGACAGACUGGACGCAUGCUCGGAUCGCGCAUACACGAACAUAAACUGGCUGUGUGGCGAGGCGACGCAUUAUCACAAGUGACCGCCCACACCUACGAAAUGGGUCACGAGUUUGACGUCGCAGCCACCAAAAUAGUCGCCCACGCCGGAAACAAAACAGGCCGAGAAUUGAUUGAAGCCUGGGCCUCGGAUGAGAACUCGGUCAAUCGAUUUAUCGAUCUGGCGCCGGCGUACAGAGCCCUGCGUAGUUACCUCCAGUCGUGCGACGUCGGUCGAUGAUUGGGCCUACGUGCCUUAUAACUGCCGCUUGUCCUGUUUCUGCCACUACCUCUAACGAUGGACUCCUGUACGAGUCUAAAAGCUCAGGAUAAUAAACGAAGUGUUCCGGUGCCCGACUCCUCUUCUUCACUUAUGGAUCGAAUUUCCUUGGAGGAACUUUAGUUUUGAGUGCAUUCAUUUUGCCAAAUUGUAGGUGGGACUGACUUUUCGGGCAACGAUUGCCCGCAGUGGAACACAUGGUUUAUGAUUACGACUUCGGUAGCCGCAUCCUGUUGAAUAGAUCUUUAUGAUUACUCCGCAUAACUAUCUACUGUAAUCUUUUGAGUAGACACGUUUUCCAAAAUAUACAAUGAGACGCAUUAGGCCAGGAAACGCAAGCCGAAGCGGUUAUACGAGCAUGGUCGCGAGAAGACUUCCGGAAUCCUACGUUCAGGCACAUUAACUGGACCGCAGGCAGAUGAUUUCUAGAGGAUCAUUCUGUCUACCAUCAGGGUUCUAAGAUAGAUCGAUUGAUUCUUCAUAGACGAGUUGCUUCAUCUACCUUGGAUUUACCAUCAGGGCGAAAUCGAGUUUACCCGGGAGAGACGCCGACAGCUGAGAGGUUUACAGUAGAGAAGGCGUUUACCGAUAUCUUUUUAUUGCUCGUUUGGUGUCUGAUACAGCAAUUUCGAUCCCAUCAUCAGAGAUUUGCAGAUUCAGCGUGCCGCCAGCAAUAUAAGGUCGCAAGUUGGGACGUGCUGCUCUAUCCGUCCUUUAUACAAUCAAUGUCGACUUCGCUAGACGAUGCGUCAAAGAAACUGGUUUCUAAGGAUCUAACUAUUAAAAUACAGUUGUGAAGAAUGCAAAUACCCUGGGUAACCAGUUGCAGCAUACAUAUAAAUAAAUGAACGGCAUCUGACAGUGCCCGGGUUAGACUCGAAGUCACUGCUAGCAUCGUAUGCUGUCUAGGUUGGCCAUAAGUCCAACCUCGACUCAGUAAAAAUCAUAGGACGGGUAAUAAUUACACAGAAAGCGUGACAGGAUGCGGUGAUGUCUAAAGACCGGUCAUGCGAUCUUCAUGUCGACCUGCCGUUAAUGCGCGGCCUUAAGCAUUCGCCUAAGAUGAGUUCGUAUGUCCAGGCAAGAUGGCAGACAACAAGCGCAGACAUUACUGACCAAUUUAUCUGCAAAUGUCUCUGAUGAUGGAUUCGAGUGAGAAUCCGAAACGUCAGGCCAAUAAAUUUCUUGUUCCAGUGAUCACAUCUCCGUCUUCUGACCAAUUUUCAUUUGGCACUAGGCAAUCAAAGCGUAUGUGCUGGCCGGAAUCCUCAGUACAGCCGUUGCAUUAGACCACCUAUUUUCUGGUGAUUGAGAACCGACAUUAUUUUUUGAAACUUCAGAUGCACCAUCAGCCUGUUAUACUUCCAAGGCGUCCAAUUUUUACCACUGCCAGAAGUUAGCUUAUCCUGUGUAGAAUAUUUGUGUUGAAUUCCUGGCAAAAGAGGUUGGCGGUUGAUUCCCUACCAAGUCAUUAUGCGUGGAUGCGUGUGUCGGCUCUUUGGGCGAGUCAAUCAAAAUGUCAAUUGAACCGCAGCAGGGUAUUGCUAACUGUUUUGUAUCGCCGAUACGUGAAUAUUUGUGAUUGGAUGACCCCAAAUUGUUAUGCUCCGUAGUUCGCGUGCGUGGAACGUGCUUAUGUGUCUGCUUUACAAACAAAAAAUGUUUACGCACGAGCGGGUGCAUGCUGUUACAUGAAAGAACCAGCCAUGCUGUUCGCCGGGCGGUGUCUACAGGGCUACGGUAAACAAGACGACCUCUAAUGCAAUCACUUCGUUUAGCUUAUUAGAAGUGACCUUCCUUAACCCUUUCCAGCCCACGAUCAUUUCUUCCUUUCAGAAACAGUACAACAAGAGGGAACGCGGCUCGAACUCGGGUAUCGGCGGUAGAGUUUUUGAUCUCCAAUGCACAAACGCAUAGUUACUCCCUGGACAUGCAGGCCGUAUUAUUAUUAGACUGGUAAAAAACAGGUGCAUGGAGUGGGAGACUUUAUGAACACCACUGUGCAGCUCCUCUCAAAAAUCAUGAAGUAAUAAGUCCACGCCAGCGCGUCAAAUGUUAUUCAACAGACUUAACUCCUACCACUGACAGUUAGGGCAGCUUCCUUAGGAGCUUGCGGGGCGACCGUCAGUUUGUUCGUUCCAAGUCUUCAAAAAUGAACAACAGUUCCACUUGUUUGAGAAAUCAGACAGUGGAGAAAGCAAUUUCGGUAAUAUUUUGGGACUUCUCUGAAAGUACUAAGUUAAGGGUUAUGAUUAAUGUUGACUCUCGGCAGGCUUGUGAUUUAGGUGACGUGAAAACUUCACCUAGCGGGGUGGCAUUUGACAGAAGAGCUUGGUACUUCUGCCAAUGGACUCAAAAAGCAGAAAGGCGCUUAAGAACCGUAUCUUGGCUGGCUUUUCACGAGACAGAAAUUUACGACUUUGAUAAUCAUGAUAUUCUCUAUCUUAAAAACCUGGACUCAACAGUAACCAUGGAGGUACGCAUAUUUAACAUGUGUUUGACAGAAACCUUCGUCUGCAGUUUGCAUAAUAUCUCUAGAAUAGUGACAGUUGCCUACCACAUAAGAUACUAUAAAACAGUUGGAAUGGAAGACCCCUAUACCUUUCUCCAAGAACUUUUCUGCUUGGUGCAUCGGUUGGCUGGAAGAAUUUUUCGCCACCAGCGACCUUUUUUCUCACAUUUACGGGAUUGUUGUUUGUCCCCAGAAAGCGAACUCGGCUGCAGCGAUGCUGCUCACUCGGACGACCUUGAGACGGACGCGGAUCCAGAGGUUACCUUUGGAAAGCGUUGUGCCUUCUACUGUCAAGAGAUCACGCGUCUCAGGCAACGUACCAGCUGGCUGGAGGAGAAUCUUCGGGAAGUAGCCACCCAGAAGGUCACACCAGCGCGUCUCAAUGCCAUCAAGGCCAUGCUGCGAACAUCACAACAGCAACAACAACAACAACAACCAAACUCGUACGUUGAUCCCCGAAUGCUUCCUUCACCAAAGUAGACCAGACUGACCACUUGACAGUUUUUUCGUCGUUUCCCACGAUGUCCACUUGGCGCUGCACAUCAAGGUGGGAGCAAGGACAGUGACUUGCGUGCGAUUUGGCUUAUAAUGACAGUGGACUUGCGAUGCACCCACCUCACUCUCUCCUGCUCUGUCACCUGGGCCCGGUCUCAUGGCAGGGUCAAGAAGACCGGAGGCGAACUAGGACGCAGGUGGCUGGCGCGACAAAAACCCUUUGCGUGUGCUACCACAGCAGUUCGGAUUCCAUUGAGUAAGGGCGUCAUAGAGGCCACAUUAAGAAGGAGCCAUGCAUUCUGAUCCUCAGUCCAUCAGUUCACCACUCUACACAAACACGCAUUGGGCUGGUCGCGAGGUCCGAGUUCUCCCGCUAAUUUCCAGCCUUUCAAGACGCGGCUUCUAGCGCACUGUGAUAGUCUCCAACGCUCCGAAUUGUUUGUAGCGAGGAGUUACGGCCUCACUUACUUCACCCUAUGCCGUGCACCAGUCGGCUGUCCGCACCGGUCAAUCGACUGAUGUUGAGGUUGGCAGAGGUGACUGGCAGAGCUGAGAACAGCUCGUCUGAACGUGCCACAGACACGACCCGACUCCGCUUACGCGCACACUAAGACGUCACAUAGAAGGGGGGUAGGCAGCUCGGAUCUCACAUGUAGCAGAGAAGCCAUACGCAGCAAGAGGCUAAAGAGCACAGUUCACACUUACAUGAAGGCUGUCGGUGAUGUGGGAUGUUAGAGAUGUUCAUGUGUGGUGGCUGAUGACAGACACCACAGUUCAGCACUGACGUUUAUCCACCUCACUAUACCCAGUUUGUAAGUGACUCCUUGUUUUUACUGCAUAAAGGACCCCUGUCGAGCUCCAGUCUGCAGUUUAAAAUGCAACCGCCUAGAUGGGUGUGUCCGCAUUAGCAGAAGCCUCGGCGGAGACCUCUUGGAAGGAUAGGCUGAAGGCUGUAAAACGCUCUUAACCAUUGCAGAUAUAGAUAUCAUGGUUCUUGGUCGCUGGUUAUUUAGUCGACAAGUCCAGUGAGUGUAACGUACGCGUCAAUUUUCAAAUUCUCACAUAUUUCUGUCAUAACAUUCACGACCCUAUUUAGUUCUUCAAAAGAAACAGCGAGGGAGUAUUGUGUUCUGAAAUCAGGUCACAUUGUCGCGUUUUGCAGCCUCUUUGGGACUCACAAUGCAGAAAAUUCGUGCAAAGUACACACCCCAUUCCUUUACACGGUCGAAGCUUUCCCAAAGUUUGCUCCGAAAACUUGUUCUUUCUACUUCCGCCAUUUGUCAAAUUGUUUAUAAGUCAGCCAAGUGUAGGGCACUUUGUGCCUAUAUCGUCCUCCGAGCGUCACCCCCAUGUUGUUUCGCAAUGGACAGCAUUUAGAGCCUGUCUAGCGACACUGAUUCAUUUCUAUUUUACAAGCAGAAUCCCUCCCUCGACUGUGCACCCGGCGCUCUUCUAUUUGUCUGCUCAUUUUAACGGCACAUUCGUUGUCAUUACAAAAAUCAUAUUUAGCACUUAAGAGGAUACUAGAUGCAAUCGUCCCAAACGUUCAGUGAGGGUGGAAACUGGGAGUCAAUACUAUCUCUCUGACUUCCUGCGUUCAGGUGGGAAAACUACAAACAGAUGACCGGGUUACCUUCGGAAAGGGCGUUCGGAUGAAAACGACUAGAUGCGAUAAGUUGCUUCAGCCUGUUUCCACUUGUCCGUGCAUCCACCUCCUUUUCACAACUCCUGUCCUAUCCUUCCGACACAUGGGGUCACAACCCUGACCAUCGUUUAAGCAAAAUCGAUCACCGUUUUUGUCCUUUUCAUACUUGGGGGUUUUAACUUGCCAGUCAGACCUUCCAUGCUGGGCUUCAGCCAAUGUGAGCUGAUGCUUGAAGAUCUUGAUACUUCUCACUCUCUAGGGGUGUCAUCCGCCGUACGAAGAGGGGCAAUUCGCAGGCCCGUCCUCUGAGUAUGACCGCCAUUGAUCUACCAAUGAGGAGACUCCAGCUCGGCAAGGUCUCUGACAAUCGCCAGCAUGGUCAGUGUAAACUCGAUCGAUCGGUCUCAGAGGUGACUGUUCGCAAGUUUCAACCUCCAGUUCGGAGACCGGCAGUUCCUCCUUCGACGGCGUCGGACCGACUUGUCCGCUCUAAGAGUUUUCAGGAGUAUCGGCGUGACGCUACCGCCGCCGCAUCUAACAACACAAGAUAUGAAACGGGGACUUUGCCUCAUCGUUCAAUCUUUCGGCCACCCGCGACCAAUCGCAAUACUUUCUCAGCAUUUCGCUCUACAAAGGUUCGACCACGUUCAGACCAUGACCUCUGACUAGAACAUUGUGACUGCACUUGUUUAAUGUAAAUUUACUUCUCUCAUGUUUCCGCUAUGUGUGACAAUUAAAGCAGACAGUUUUUUGAGUUUAUUCUGUGGGUAUUUGCGAUUCCUUUUUUUCUUGUAGCCUUUCCUCCGGCCGAACUGGGGUUGCAUGAACUAGUUAUGGGAAUCUCACGGCGUGCGCCUACACGUAAUGCUAAGGCACCUCUUGUGGUCGAAUAAAUGGUAAGAAGAGUUUGCCGUUGUCUGUUCCGGAAAUGAAACUCGGAAUCCUGGAAAUAACUGCCCAUACUUCUAAGUUUGGCACAAACACAAGCCAGUAAAGGGGGUCACCGGGUACCGAAUUAGAAUCUUCUGCAUAACUAAUUUACCCUAGUAGUUCUUACGCACGAUCGCAAGGUAGGAAGCUUUGUAGUCUUCACAAAAGCCUAACCAUCGCAAAGUGUUGGUAAGGAUAGGGUAUGUAGCCCCCCUGGGCGAUUUUUCAAACAUUCACCUUAUCAUAUCUAGGUGGGUGUGAUGUGGCCCCAAGGCACAACGGGACGAGUGGGUUCCGUAGUGCGAUCCGUGAGCGCCCGCUAUAAUUGUCAAUAUACCCGAUCGCAACCGACAUGACAACGGGCCCCUGGCUCUGGGAUUAGGGCAUUGGAUUUCUAACCAGCAGGUCUCAAAAUUGGGCCCCAGGGCUUGCAACCUCAGGAUUAGGCAUGGCUGGCUAACGACGGCUAGUAAACCAGAAAUGGGUACUCCAGUCUGCCCUGUCUUUGUCGGUAAUGUUUUUCGGUGGUUUAUAAUGGUUUGCCUGACAAAAGGUCGGCAGAUGGAUCACGUGGUAUGUGGAUUUUGAUCUUUACUAGUGUCAUUGACAUCAAAGUAACCCGGAUCGGGCUGAAGGUUAGGGUAAGGGACACGGUCGGAGUUAAGGUUAGUAUUAUGAUUUGGGUUAUUCCCAGGGCAGAGGUUGUCAGGCUUGGAUUAUGGUCUGGAUUUGCAGUUGAGGCUAGGGCUGAGGUUUAGAACUAGGGUUAGGUACUUGGGUUAAGGUUUUAGGGCUUUGUUUAGGGAUUCGAGGCCUAGGGUUUAGGUUGUGGUUACGCUCGAGUUUCCCUUAAAUGCUUACGAGUUAAGGGUUAGGGUUACCCAUUACGGCCAUCGUCAUGGUUGGCGUUAGGGCCAUAGCCAACUACGGUUUUCCCAGGGGGGGGGGGGUGACAUACCAUACUUUUGCCGAAGUGCUUUGUGGGGUUCUUUAUCAUCGGCCGCCUUCGCAUCGGACUUCUAGUAGAAUCUUUUCGCAGGCUGAACCUUGUCAAAGUGCAGUCUUCCCAACGAUCAGAGGGUCUUUUCCUUUGGGUAUUUUAAAUUGGCGUACGUUAAUGACGGAAUGAUGGGAGACUGGAAUGGCAGUUUUUAGUUCAUUCUUUUCUGUUAUCAGGAUUGGUCAGUCAGCUGCCCCUCCCCCGUGUGACUGAAUACUUCCAAUCGCAGUCAGCGACCAAAAAGGGAAACCUUCGGGCCCUAGUCAUAGCCGUCUGUCCAUGGCAAAUAAUUCAGGAGCGGUGACUCCUGUCUCCCUGCCUUUCUGACUGUUGCUUGCCUGUCCCUAUUAGGCCCGUGAGUGCUCUGUACCAUACUCGCAGUAUUUUGCCAAGUAAUCAGGUUAGAUCGGUGAAUAGCACUGUUACGUGGACCUUGUUAUACUGUUUAAAAAUUUGCAAUGAAUUUAUAAUGCUCCAGAUCGGAUCCGAGGUCAAUAAUGGCAUGGGUCGAUCCAUGGGUAGUGGGGAAUGCUGAAUUCAAGCAGUUCCUACAAGAGCAACUGGGCAGUGCUUUGAUGACCUACUGUUGUUCACUGCCAAAUUCAUUCUCCCUUUCCUGAUUCCCGGGAAUCGAAGAUAGGAGAUUUCAUAGAAGGAAAUGAAAGAAACUGAGGAGGUACGCUGGGCCCCGAGUGGCAAGGGAAACUCCAGACUUAUUGUACAAAUCAGUAAAGUGGACUUUAGGGGAGUAGCUCCGAGUUAGCUGGUUCCACGAAGACCACAUGAAAAAAAAAGACUGAACCUCAGAUAAAAAAGGCCCGCUUGAUCCUUAUUCUUGUUGCGUUAGGACUGCCAGGACAGGUGCUCAAAAGUAUCAAACUGAAGUCUGCAAUUCUUAAAGUAUCAGACACUCGAGCUUGUCGGCAACAUCAAAGGACUAGAAGCAAGUUAAUCCACACGAAGUGUCUGAAGUGCUCACCAUUCGCGCCAGGUGCCUACCCAGAAGCCCGGCAGAGAAAUUAAUCAGAUUAGACAGUGGAUUCGCCUCGCGAGUUAGAUGAAGUGAUAGCGCUUGUCCACACAAUCGACAAGGGUCCCUUGUGUCUCACAUGAUAGAGCAUCCGACGCGAUUCGAUACCGUCCGAGGAUGUAGGUUUUUGUAGCAGUGCGGGUGCAAGUACUGCGCGUUCAGUUCCGAUAGGCUACUCGUGUUCAUCCCAGAACGGGGCAUGAAUCACGUGGCAGUAUCGUGCACCAGUUUUAGAACUGAAAUGGACGUGUCUGUCUCAGAUUGGAAUUGAAAGUUCACAGUCCACGCUGGUGGCCGCAUUGCGACUCGCAAUCAGUACUCAGAAACACUACUUACAAAGACAAGGGCCACGAAAAUGUCCAUUUAUAGCUUAUUUUCCACUAACAGCCAGUAAGAUCCCAACUCUGGGCCGCGCAUGGAGGUUUGCAUCCGGGUCGGUUGAUUAUUGAGUAACGUCUCCAACACUGCAACACAGGCUUAUGCCAUUUCAGCUGGGAUCGGGAAUGUUUAGACAAGUGGGGGUUGGUGUGCGCAGAUCGGGUAGUGACUAGCGGAGGAAAGUCAGCUUCAAACUGUCGUUUCGGUCUCCUUAACUUUUAUCUAUAUUUUCUACUGUUAAGUGGCAUUCAGGACGCAUUCUGUCAACUCUACUAAGAACUUGUUGAGGAAAUUUGGAAGGUUAAGCCACGACACCACUAGGACAUAAAUCAUUUACUUAAACACGUGGAAUCGGACUGUUCGAAAGAUGACGUUGAAAGCUAUUUUUGGCGGGAUUUAGAUCGCGAAAUGGAUCGUUACUCACGGUCGUUUGUUCAUCUGGCAAACUCAACUACGGAGGAACUGGUGCGGCAGAUGAAGGUGAUACGCUCCAAGUCGUGCUCUUUCAUUGUCUCAGAUUAUGGGUUUCCACAUGCGUAAAAAGCCCAGACAGUUAAAGCAGCGAUUACAGCGUUCGACUGGCCUCAAAUUUCGUCCUCUUAAGAAAUUUCCUGUAUGCCAAAUCAAAGGCUCUCAAGCUUAUUUUUUGUCCUGCGACACACUCGACAGGGCAAAUCGUCCAAAAUCCCAAAAGUCACAACCUCCCCCUGCCUCCACGCCGAUGUCAAACGCUUUUGCCGCUCCGGGGCUUGAGCCACUUGUGACCACGUGCGCACUAAUCCGCCAGCCAAUGGCAGGCAUGCAAAAAUGGGUUCAGUGGCUAACGCUGGCAUGCAUGUCAUCACCCGUUAUCUGUUUUUAUGAAAGGAAUCUUACGGGAGAGUGAAAUGCUGGGUUUGUUCCGCGACACACAGUUUAGCAUACAUCGUUCUAUGCGGUCAGCUCGGCUAUGCACUUUGAUGAUCACGUCGCCUACACAAAAAAUAUUCCCAGUAAAUGUGUUCUGGAUAACGGAAACAUGCAAAGUUCUAAUUAUGUGAAGCUCAAAUGACGGACAAAAAAGGGAACUAAAUGUUAACCUCAUAAUAUCGAAAACAUAAAGGGAGAUUAAAAAAGGAGAUAAAUCCUAAAUUAGGAUACUGUCAUCGAAUCACGGCUCAAUGAGUUGAUUGAAGUGGACCAUCCUUUUCUUGGAGCCUACCUGAAGAACCAGGUAUUCGUCGUGCAACCGUUUUAGUAGCGCUGGAGCGUAAUACGGUGGAAGGGGUCGGGGAUGUUUGCACACAAGGACGCCGUGUCGUCCCGGUGCCCCGGGUUUGCAGGUGUCACGUCUCGUCUUUAAAACAGGCAACUGCGUGUUAACUGUGGCCGAAAUGUUUUCCUGCUUUUUCACCUCCGAUCCAACCGUAGUUGACUGUUCUUCAGUGUUGGUUCUCGAAGUGCAGGGCUGCAGGAACUGGGAGGAGGUCUGUCUCACUGUCCCUUCUGAGGAUUUGAUAUUCCCGAAGUCAGCUGGAGGCUCCUGCGUUGUGGUUUUCUUCUCCAAAUCACUGUCAAAGCGCUCUUCUUUAUCAUUAUGUAACUUCGCACUGUCUCCUGUCACGGUGAUUGAGGUGAUUGGCAGGCCAUCGGUAGUAAACGUCUUACCUUUUUGUUCUGUUCUCGUUUUGUGGAGUUCGGCGAUCGUGUCCACCUGAGCUGUAUAUAACUGAACUGUGUUGACCGUCCGCGCAAUGCAUAAGUUAUCGGUCCGGUGGAUGGUUGAAAGUGGACAAAAAUUCGGAUUGUGCUUCAGCUGUUCUCGUGGCUCGGAAGCGAGGUCUCCCGACAGACGUGCCUGCAUUUCCACCGAUCCCCCCAGAAUGCGAGAUCACGUGUUUCUGCUAUGACGUGACUGGCCAAUAAACAACACCUUAUUUUGAAUGGCUACUGAUCAAUAGCACAACAUUUAUUCGACAUAUUUCAACAGAUUUUUCAAGAAUAGAAGUGCAUUUGGUAAGACCAUGACAGGAGAGAAGGACAGCGAUGAAACAACGAAGGAAAGAAAGGAAUGAAGAGGAAGAGAGAGACAGGAAUACGCCCUAUUUUGGAAGGAUCAUUCCAAAAGUGUCUGUCAGAAUACAAAUUUAUAGAUGAGGAGGGAGUAAAUAGCUUUGCAUAAAACUAUACAACUAUCAUGGGGACAGUACGAGUGCCAGUUUCUGUAUUUCCGAACUCUACACGCUGGACAUCGCGUCAGAAAUGGAACUACCGCACGUUGAUAUCGCCGAUUUACGGCAGUUAAUAUACCGGAAGCCCCGGCGCAUGGGGCGGAAUGACUUCGCAACAGUUAAGUCAGAGUGGAGGGGACGGACAACAUCAUCGAGAAUUCGGCCGAAAAAUUGCCUGACCAUAAUUAAAUCCCGUUAUAUCAAGAUAUCAGAUAAGAAGACAUAAGAAACAUCGGCAGCAGAAGAGAGCAUUCGGAUGACACGUUUUAAACUGGGCAUAUCUUUUUAAAGCAAGGACGAAAAAGUAGCCGGUGAAAGAUAAAGAAGGAGAAGGAAAAUGUUGGCAUCUUUAAAUCUCCAGAUUAGGGCUGAGGUGUGCGUGUGUGUCAGGAGGGUUAAAAUCGAACGCAAUAAACGUGUUUGCUAAUUUUUCUUAAAAGGGUUUCAGUGUGAAGUGAGAACGAGAGACGUAACGACAGAGUAUCACCAAGGUACCGGAAAGGUGACACCUAACUUGGAAGAAUGUUAAAGUAGUCAGAAAUAGGAGAGGUUCGUAGUCCCAAAACACACUGGAAGGCUUUCUGCGUAUUAAGCACAAGACGGUUUUCCAAAGACCCUGCAGUGAGGCAUGAUCCAAGUCAUCCAUCAGAAACUGAAGAUGAGUUAUUUUUAGUAGUGACGAAUAGCCAUAUCAUCAGCAUAAAUGACAUACAACCAGCCACUCGACGAUCUCACAUCAUCAGAGUGAAGUGAGAAGAGAUGGGCGGAUACGACGGAACGCUGAAAGACUCCGCGGUAGAUUUCCAUGUAUCAGACUCGACAAACUGGGUGCGGAAGGCAAAAUAGUAUCAAAGCCAUCAGACAAUCCGAGACAGGAGAGCCGCAUUCAGAUGUUUUGCUAGGGGCGAGAUGGCGCGGGGCAGUAUAGAAGGCAGAAAAGUAUUCAGGAACGGCACAUGAGUAUGCGCGGCACCGACGUCUCGUUCGAGCAGCCACGCCGCUAAUAUUUCGCCCUCAUCUAUUUUCUGAAAUGGACAAACUCUUUAUUCGGUAUUUUAUCGACCUUCUUUUUGACGAAACUGUGAUUCAGCCGGUUUCCCAGAUAUUCUCUAACUAGACCUAAACUUUGCCGUUUUCAGAGUUACAACCGUUUCCCAAGCCUAUGGUAGGCUGUACAAUAUUAAUCUGCUUUGAACACGGGGAUCUAGACUCCCUCCGUACUGCAGGUGGCCUCGCGCUAAAUUCCAGGAAGGUUAUCUAUUUCCUAACUCUUGAUUCUAACAACAGCCCUCAUAAACCCCAACCGAAACCCUAACCUCAGCGCAAAUCCACCUGUAAUACGGCGGGGGGGGGGAGGGAGCAUCAGUCAACCAAGCAAGUUCUGGGCAUUCACUUACAGCCCGUUCUGCCUCAGAAUUUUACAUCAGCAUUGUCUUCAAAGUCCAACCGGAAUUCAAGUCGUAUGCUCUAUCGAACAUGUAAUUCACUGCUGGUGGUACUCAAUUCUUGCUCUUGCUUUCGCGGGCUCGACUCCUCCUGAGGCCACUGAGUUUUUCAUACUUGGGUCGGAUGAAUUAUUCAACUCUGCGGAAACAUUUAUUAGUUACAUGAUCCUAGUAGUCAUUUGGUGGAAUUCAUUUUUCUACAUUUUCGUCAAAUGAAUUCACUGUCAGUACUCGGACCAUUAAAAAUAGGACAACGGAGAAGCCGCAUACUGUACAUAGCGCAUGGUUGCCCGACAGGACAGAGCGUCGUUAAUUUUCCUCAUGUACAGUUUCCGUUUUGAAGGGUGGUUCCAUUCAUAACUGAUGGGUGACCUGGAGGAUAAACUUGAGCUCAGGAUAAAUCCUCAAUUCCAAUUUAAUCAGAUUCGAAAUCUUUGUCCGGGCCUUAGUGACAAGACGACCAGUUGGGCUAAACGGCUGUGUUUUGAAAGGGUGUCACUUUUGCAGUUAGACCUCUUCUCUGGGAGUUCAGAAUCAUGCGCGGACGAAAAUAAAGUACGUUUUUCGAUUCAGAGCAGUAAAGGGGGGGGGAGGAAUUUUGCCAGUUUUAUGUAUACUGUUGCUAUGAGUUCGCCAGUAGUGUUUCAAAAUAAUACGAAUGUCUGAGUUAAGCUAGCAGAAUAUGGGAAGUCAUAAGAACUUCGUUUGCAGUCCCGGUUUAUAAUAGGUCGUUAAGACUUGUUUACUAGGAGGAGAAACGUGCGUUCACCCUUUAUGAAACAGGGUUUUAUCGUCGCUAUGGCCAAGCAGUAUUCAAUAAAUUCACAUUUUUGAGAUCUUUUCGUCAGUAAGUUUUGUGUUCGGCCGGGAAAAGACAAAAAAAUUGGUCGCUUCUGCCUGGCGGGUUAGCAAGGGGAGACGACACAAAGUCAGACAACACUACCGCGUCGAUGGUGCACGAGCAAGUUCGUGUUAAUACAGUCUUCGAAAUAAUUAAACCCACUGAGGGAGCACAGUGGGACGCGCACAUGAAGCGUCGUAUCGUCGAGACCAACGCGAAUGCAAGAGUUAGCCCAUAGCCUCAAGAAACCGACUUUUUCCCUCACCGUCUCACUCAUUCCCUCUCUUGCACUUAAAGGCGACUCAGACCACACUUCCCUAACCUCUGUCCUCCAGUGAGAUGCAUCAACAAUAAAACCAGGACAAUUUAAGACAUAGGGUGUGUAUGCAUGUGUCAGCGGCGGAUGCACUUUCACUCGAGUGUAUCCGCAACUUUAGUCCACGGACUUCUCUUCGCCGACGACUACGCUCUCAACACCACCUCAGAAGGAAACAUGCAAAGAAGCAUGGACCUCUUCGCCGCCGUCCGCGACAACUUCGGCCCGAUCAUCAGCACGGAGAAAACGGUGGUUAUGCACCAGCCGCCGCUUAAAGCCGCCUACAAUUCACCACAAACCAACGUGCAUGGCGCCCUACUGCAAUCCGUGGACACCUUCACCUAUUUGGACAGCAUCCUUUUCCGCAGCACCCCAAUCGACGAUGAAAUGGCCCGCGGGGUUUGUAAGGCUAGCCAAGCCUUCGGUAGCCUGCAGAAAACUGUCUGGAAUCGUCCUGGUGUCCACCUCAGCACCAAACUCAUUAUGUACAAGCGGACAUUCUGCCGACGGUAAUGUAUGGAGCGAAGACCUGGACGGUGUAGAAGAAGCAGGCGCGGAGGCUCAACCGUUUCCUCUUCAGCUGUCUUCGGCGGUUAUUAAAGCUGAGGUGGCAGGAUCGGAUCCCGGACGCGGACAGGAAUCUUUACCAUCCACGCCAUCUUGAGAAAAUUGCGACUGCGCUGGAGCGGCCACCUCGUACGUAUUGACGAAGAUCGGCUACCAACCGACUCUUCUAUGAAGAUGUCGUUACGGGUUCCCGCCGACAAAGUCAACUUCGGCGCCACAAGGACACCCUGAAGUUUUCCUUGUAGCCUCUGCAGAUCAACCCCGCCAAAUCAGAAGACCUAGCCCAGGACCGACCGGCCUAGAGGAGCACAGUGAAAACAGGCACAGCGAUCUACGAAGCUGAUCGCGUCACCGCCGCCAAAGCUCGCAAAUCCCAAACACCUACACUUGGCAGUGCCAACGCUCAACCACCCUCGACCUGCCCACACUGUCAGCGGAUGUUCCGGACACUAAUCGGCCCCGUAAGACACCUUUGGACGCAAUGCGUCAACAACCCGACGACGCUUACUUCUUCUCCCACCCUCGCCCCCUGCCACAAACCCUGCGCCGACCGCCACCCCCGUCAGCGCUGGUCACACGGUUACUGUCCCGUUCCUGUCAAUCACCGACAUCGUCCGCCCUGUCCCAGCCCGUGUCCACCACAGCGACCAGUUCCACCAACACGACGACAUCACGCGCUCCCACCACCAAUGGGAAGACAAAAGACGUCCCAUCAGCCGUUACCAUUUCCACCAGCACCCCUACCUCCAGCUCUGUGGACUCGGUGCAUACCUUUCCCCAUUGCGACCUCACACAUCGUCCUGAUCGGUCACUUGCCAAUCCAUCGCACAGAAAUUGGCGAACCAGUGCCUGGCACACCUAUUUACACCCGCCGCAUCUACCUCAACUGCCUUCACUACCCCAGUAA
Molecule: messenger RNA, 53741 nt
Organism: Spirometra erinaceieuropaei
Lineage: Eukaryota; Metazoa; Platyhelminthes; Cestoda; Diphyllobothriidea; Diphyllobothriidae
Source: the annotation of a GenBank genome assembly